AUGCAGAACCGUCACACCAAAUCAUAUUCGUAUCCUUUGGCAUACAUAGUCUUAAGCAUCAUAUGGCAGAGUGCAGUUAUGGUAUUUUUGGGAAGUGAUGGGUUUACUAAAAGACUACUCCUAAAAAAGUUGUUGAAGUAAGCAUUCAUGGAUCUUACAAGGUUACUCCAAGCACCACGACCACUUCAGUGAUUUGAAGUGAUCGUGGUGCCUGCAGUCUAUAUGUGCAGUGUUUCUCUAUGAAACGCUGCAUAUAUCGAGAUUAUCCUAUGUGCUUCCAGAUGUGUAACAUCACUUCUGGGAGCAGCAUUAUUGAGCAUCAUUGCCUAGCCUGGCUAACAUCAAUUCUGUGCAAAUGUGGUUGCUGAUCACAGCAUGCUGGUGCCAGACAGCCCAUGGCAGUACUGCUACCUCCCCCCCUCCAUGCCACGCAUGUCUUUUCCCUCUUCUUCCACACUUCCUUCCCCCUCCAGCGAUUGGGAAUAAUGACAUCAGAGGAAGUUCAGGCUGGAGGGAGAAGUGGGCGUUGGAAUCAAGAUAAGCUUUUUUUUAUUUUAUUUUACUAUUUAUUUAUUUUUAAAUUGGGGUGAACCAUGCUAGAAAGGUUAAUCUAACGAAAAACCAAUGUUUUAUGAAAACGCUGUUUUUUUGUUUGCAGUAACCCUUUAAUUAAUCAACUGGCAAACAUUUGAAACUUUUUUUAGCUAGACAGACAUUUUUACAAGAUACCUUUGGUCAAUUGCUGACAAAUCCAUCUUAGUGGUUAAAGUCCCAAUGCCUUUUAAUAGCAUAUCUUUUGUUGUAAAAUCAAUAUGCCAUGCUUAAUUUCUGUUAUCUAAGGGGGUUGAAUAAUGUUAAAGCACAACUGUGGUAACCAGCACAACUUACAAGGCUAGUUACUAAAGUGAUAAUUGUCUGGAUUGCAAGCAAAUGCCAAAUUUAAGGCCAAAAUAGCUGAACUGGAAAAAUCAGUAAGUCAGUAAUGCUUCCAGUAUGGCUACUUUGGCCUUACAUUUUACAUUAAUUUUGAAUUCCGACAUUUCUAAUUUUAUUGAGUGACACUUUAUAAAGUUUCAUAGUUCUAUAAUAUGCAAGAAGAUUUACUGGAAAAUGUAUAAAUAAAAAAGAUUAAGAAUAUGGAAGUCCGAAAGAACUGUGAACACUGCCACAUUCCUCAACUCUUAGCUUGGACUUGCAGGCCAGAUAUUCUAGGAUAUACCACAUGCUAUGGAGCUCAUACCGCCGCUGCAUGUGUAGUCUUGCCUAAAUGCCAGAUGCCAUCAUUAGGCAUUUAUAUCUUAUUAUGUAUACAUUUGCUUACAGUAUCACCACCACAAUGUAAAAGGAUGGAUCUACCUGAAUUUUACCUUGCCAUACACAGUUUGUAGAUGACAGGUUAAUUGGUCAGUCUACCUUACUUCCAGAGAAGAGAUUGCCCCUCAUUCCUUCACCUAUUGCAGCCUUUGCUUGGUGAAUUAAGUAAAAAUAAAAACCUAACUUACCUCUACUGCACCUCUAUAUUCUUGGUGCCUUGGAGCCCCAAGAUGUGUCUGUUACGUUCGUAAUAUGCAUGUUCAACAUGGGUCCUGCACAGCAAUAGUUAGCUAAUGUGCAUGCUGUGCCUAGUGUAGCCCACCAAGCAUGUAAAUUAAAUUAGAAUACUAGCACAACCAAUAGCUACUUAUUAAUUAGCUGUUUGUGUUAAGAUACUGUAAGAAUAUACCUAAAACUGUUAAACAGCUAAAGUAGCAAAUUUCAAUAUUCAGCUUGAUUUUAACAGGUUACCGAACUGCAGAUGAAUUGUAGUGUAAUUUGGUUGAACUAACCAAAUAAGCGUUUUCUGAAUAGUCAAUAAACACUGUGUCCCUGUAGACAUUGCUUUUGUUUAUAUUGUAUACCUCUUAUCAUAAUUCCAUUUCAACAAUUUGCUAAGGCGUGCAUUGACUUCAUGCUGUUCACACAUUUCAUUUUGUGAAAAUUAGCUUUUGUCUCUGUUCUGUCUUCAUCAGGGUAUUGCAUCUGCAGUCAGCUGUGCAGCCUUUCGUCCUAAGAUGUUUCUAGUGCUAUACAAAAUCCCAUGCUUUAUUGCCAUAUGAUAGACCUUGUGGGAUGUCUGCUGCCACGGCAUCCAUAAAGAUGCUAUAGUUAUUGUUGUGGGCAAGCUGGUAAUCUUCAGGAAAAUAUAUAUUUUUGUAUCUGUGUAAUUGCUGGCAAUUUCACCGUGAAUAAGGUAGAGGUUUGCUACCUAAAGGUGGCCUUGACAUACACACAUUUUUGCAACGUGCUGGUCAAAUGUUAGGGAUCUUUUACCUUACCAACCUCCUAAUCUAAGGUAAACAAUUAUAGCUAACAUGAAGGGAAAAUGCUGGGUAUCACUGAAUAUAUUGUGGGUGCAACAUAUCUUAUUCCUGUAUAAGAUGCAUACAUUUUCUAAGAAUGAUGUAGAAUUCAAAUUUUUGAUAUAAAAACGGAGAUAUUUAUCAAGGUGUUCGGAAAAGUGACAGUUCAAUUCUGUCAUAAUUUUGAGCGUGGUUUUUAAAGUGUAAAAUUAAUCUAAAAACUGACGGUUUGCAUCAUAGAAAAUGUUGCUGUUUUCACAGAAAUUUUAAUUUCAGAGGAUUGCCAAAUUACUGACCCAAAAAGUGUUGGAAAUAUUGUUAAAGGACCACUAUAGUGCCAGGAAAACAUACUCGUUUUCCUGGCACUAUAGUGCCCUGAGGGUGCCCCCACCCUCGGGGACCCCCUCCUGCCGGGCUGGAUGGAGAGGAAGGGGUUAAACUUACCUUUAUUCCAGCGCCGGGCGGGGAGCUCUCCGCCUCCGAUCCUCCUCUUCGGGUGAAUGCGCAUGCGCGGCAGGAGCUGCUCGCGCAUUCAGUUGGUCUCAUAGGAAAGCAUUUACAAUGCUUUCCUAUGGACGCUUGCGUGUUCUCACCGUGAGUUUCACAGUGAGAAGCACGCAAGCGCCUCUAGCGGCUGUCAAUGAGACAGCCACUAGAGGAUUUGGAGGCUGUAUUAACCCAUUUAUAAACAUAGCAGUUUCUAUGAAACUGCUAUGUUUAUAAAAAAAAAAAAAGGGGGUUAAUCCUAGAGGGACCUGGCACCCAGACCACUUCAUUAAGCUGAAGUGGUCUGGGUGCCUAGAGUGGUCCUUUAAAUCAUUGUAACCAAACAAACUGCGUAUGUUAAAAGAUGCCUGUUAUGGCAGAAGAGAAGCAAUAGAUUAAAACAUUACUACAGUUUUAACAAAUUGUGCAAAAUAUUCACCAUAAAUUUGUUGUAAAAGUGUUGGUACACAUAUACUUUAUUGUUCAUUUGUUUUUUGGGGGGACCUGUUGGGGGGAGGGGGUGGAGGCUGUGGGCACUAUUAUCCCAUCUGUUAUCUUUAAAUUUGCAUUUGAAUACAUUAAUUUUUUGUUGUUGUUGUUGAGGCUUUACCUUUACGUUAAAUGUAAAUCAGUGAUCUCACUGUGAAUGUAUUGCAUUUUAAUGACCUGUUCCUGUGUCUUAUAUAACACUUAUGUAGUAUCGGUUUACACGCACUGAGCCAUCAGUGUACAGUAUCUUUGUAAUCAGUAUUGUAACAUAAGUUUUCUAAGCUCUAGCAGAUUUUGGAGUUGACAUCUUUUGUACCCAGAAAUAUCCUUAACUUUAAUCUGUUACAAGAAAUUUGAAAACGCAACUGGAAAUCGACUUGGAGGAAGAACGGCAAACUCUGCUGCAAGAUCAGAAGGUGUAUCGGAUGCGCGCACAGAAACUAUCCGUUGAAACAAAUCGCCGAAGAAAGUAAGUAGAUAUUGGUAGCUCUUCGGUUUUCAUUUGUAUUGGUAUUAUGUAUGUUAUUUAAAUUAAAAAAUAAAUUUAAAUAAACCUGGGUAAGAAAUUUCCAAAACAGUGUUUGUCAGAACGUAACAGCGAAACUGCUUUUAUGAAAGUGCCAAAAUAACCAAAUCUGAAAACUUCUCCAACUUAAAUAUUUUUCAGGUUUUUUUUUGGCAUAAUAGUUGCAAUUUCCAAGUUUACUGAAUAGCUCUGUAUGCGUUCAUCCCUCUCCUGAGUCCUGCGCCAACUCUAAAUCAGUUUAAUUAAAUAUCUAAACUGCGCCACAAAUCAAGAGAUUUCAGACAGUUGCUGGUAAAUUCUAGGGCUGGAGAGUUAAAUAUGAAACCUUUAAAUCCGUAAUAAGAAAAAUAUAUAAUGACCACCCUCAUUUAGAAAAAUGGUGGCUUUAAGCAGAUCUGAAAACUCCAUUUAUGCAGUUUGCUAGACAAAUUGGUAGCAUUAUACAGAUACAAUUGCAUUUUCUAUGCUAAAUUUAAAAAGGAACUGUCACCUUCUUGGUUUUAGCGCAACCUAAUAUUAGUUCUAUUUUUUUCUGUAUUUGUUUUUCUUUAUAUCUUUUUAUUACAUGUUUUGAUAAUUGGGAAUAUAGAAUAGUAUGGAGUUCUGUGUAGGAUCUGGGAAUGCAUAGAUACAUAUUAACCUCCAGUGCAGAGAUUAGGAUACAAGCAUCUGUUGAUGUAAACCUGCUACAAAUUGUUUUUGUUUUUUUUCCUGAUGAAAUUUGCCUUAAUUUAAAGCUACCUAUGUAUUUAUAAAGCAACUACCACUAAUAUGCUAGCUUUUUAAAAUGUUUUCCUUAAUUUGUAGCUUUCGCUAUAUUUUUAAAACAUGUAUACCCUGCCUUUUUAUUCCUUCGGUGACGUUGUUAUAGUCUCUCCCGUGUAAGGUGCUCCCUGUUACUAAAUACUGAGGCAGUGGCUUCUAAGGAGCUAACAGUGUGUGUCCUGGUUAAUUAUUUAGAUUUUCUUGUUUUUUAUUAUUUGUGAAUGACAAAUUCACUUUACUUCUGAAUUACCGAUUACAUGCUAUGUAAUACGAUGCAAUGGUUUUGCCUAAUCUCUUGUCCACAAGGGGUUAAACAUUAUUAAAAAGUUAUUUCAGUCUUUAGGUUGAGUAACACGUUUUCUCUGCUGUUGAAGAAUCUAAAGCUGUAAUUUAGGAGACGUGCUGAAAAGGCACACCUUGUACUAUCUCCGUACCGCAUACCUUUACAGAUAGACAUGCUUAAUAAUUCAUCUAAAUCAUUCAUCUUCAAGCAGCAAUAAUGUUUGUAAAGGAAGUUUGGUACAUAUUCAUCCUCAUGACACAUAUCCUUUAUUAGACAACAUUGUGACGGGAUUACUUUUUGGGAGUGUGGCCCUUUAUGCCCAUUACAUGGGCAUUAUGACUUCCUAGUUUGCUCAUUGAACUGUGAGUGGAAAUGAAUUGACAAUUUGCAAAAACUGGAACAGAAGUUUUUUUUUUAAAAAAAAUGUAUUUUUAGCCGAGUUGGAGAUUAUCCCAUUAGGCAAUGCACAUUACCAAAUACAUGGUAAAAGUAUUUUAAAAAAAAAAAAAUUUUUUUAAGUUAUAUAAAAAUCCUCCCUACUAUACGAAGGAAUCAAUUAUUAGUGAAUAUCCAUUUUGUCACUUCAGAUGAUUGUUUUCACAGUAUUCCAAACGCAGGACAUUUCAUUGGUAAGUUUACUAAUUAUUUUGUCCCACUACAUGAAUGAAUAUGUAUGUGCUUUACAUAGUGCAUUUUGGUAAAGUCCCAAGCAGGCAGGAUAAAAACAAUUUUGCAUGAUAUAGCCAUGAGUUGAGAAAUUAAAGUGACGUUCUAAGCAAAAUAAUCACUACAGCUUAUGUGCCAGUAGCAUGCCCCCUCCUUAGCUGCAUUGAUGUAUUUUCCAUCUAACCUGAAUAUCACUGACAGAGUUAAGAUAUGGGCUAACUCACCCUCAAUCGAGUUAACCCAGAUCUUUGAUCUUGUAGUGUGAAAGUGUAAAUUAUACAUUCUAAAGACAACUGGGGGGGGAGAGGGCAGUCAUCACAUUUAGGAAAGAGCUCUAAUUUAUGUCACACCGAUAGCAAACUGUUUGCUGUCAAAAUUCAGUCAGCAGGACACUAUAUGCAAAAUAACGUGUUACUUGUUUGCAGACCUACAAGUGCAUUGCCACUUUUGAUCAGAUGUUGUAUUCAUGGCGCUAUUUCUACUGAUGCGUUUUAAAGUUUUGUGUUUAUAUGUAUAUAUUUGUAUUGCUUAAUUGGUACAUGUAGCUCAGUUAUAUUUACAAAGUCAUUUCUAGGUGCUUUGCUGAAAAUAUGCUUUGAGUUUGGUGUUGAUUAAAUUGGUUUUAAAGAUGUAAUUCUUUUUUGAAGAUGCAAAAGUAGUUAGUUUUUUAAAAUAAUUCUUUAUAUUUGCAAGUUUCCAGAAGAAAUAAUGGGUUUACAAAACAGUUGGCUUAAACAUUACCCAGUAACAGAAUAAUAACAAAAAAUGAAAGUUAUUACAACACCAAUGUUCCUAUUGGUUGGUUACAUUCACCAUAAUACCUCUAUCUUGGAAAACAUGAAAAAGAAAAACUGUGUUUGUAGAAUAGAAUAACAAAAAUAAUUUUUAAGCAUGCUUUGGGAAAACGAUAUUUGAGAACAUUAUGAUUGUCAAGAUAGGAUCCAGUGCAGCACAAACGCUCUUGGUUCUGCUCAUGUGACAGUGCACAGAUUUAUUUGUAUGCACAACAUUGUUUCAGCAUUUUUAUCCUAAUAGAUCUGUGUAAGGGACAUCACAACACCAUUAUUUUUCCUAUAAAGGGAUACUCUUGGCCGAUACAAUGCACUGUACUGGUUAUGGUAUCAGCAAUCACCAGGCAUUGUCCACCAGUAAUCUGCAAAACCAUAUACAAAUGGUUUGACACGUACUCUCCGGUGUUGAGCGCUACCAUCCAUCCAGUCCAAGUUGAUCUGACAAAAUAGAAGUAAAUACGUCUGCAUUAUCAUACCAGCUUGUGCAAGGUUUAAACUAUAUACUGUUUAAGUAUGGCAUGAAAAAAAGGGGGCGGGGCCUGACCGCCAUGCUGCAUGGUCGCACGAAACAACAGCUCCAACGGCUUUCUGACUUUUUAAGCCUAAAAGAGUAACUCCUGAACACGCCUGAUGACCAAAGGUUAUGGACUUACACCCAUGGGAGCUCCGGUCCUGAGGAGAGGCUAGCAGCAACUGUUUUAGUCCCUCGGGGAGAUACUCACUGGAUGAGGCCUACUCGGGCGGUGAGCAAGGCGGACGGCCGCUAUCCUGCACAGUGGUAUAAAGCUGGACUCCCCUAACCGUAUGUACCAGGCCCCGUUCCCCCCCCCUUUGGGCUGGCGGAGGAGAUCGUGGGACCCCACAGAACUGCCAACCCACAGCCCAGGCCGCAAGCCACGUCUAAAAUGGCGGCAGCCACACACUCACCAACUCACACCGAGGAAACUGCUAGCUGCUACACUUUGAGGGAUACAACUACCGCAAAUCCCAGGUGGGCCCUAAAUACAUGCAGAGGGCAACCAGGCCAACGGGAACACAAAUACUCACCGCAUCGCCACCAGCCCGACUAAUGUUCCCGAAAAGCCCAGGGCAACACACGAAAUGGAUGCCGGGGAGUAGGUGAGCAGCCGCAAACAGCUUUGAUCCAGCUCACACUAACCGGACCCAGCAGAUAUACCUUCAGGUUGGUCCAGGCUGAAGGCAACCGGUGCACAGCAACACUCCCUCUCCUGGAUCUGACCCGCAGCACGUUCAUUGCGGCACUGCGGGGAUUGACGGCUAAAUCGCAACAAGAUGAUCCUAACAGUUGGAGGAUAUUGGAUGAGGCAAACAUUAUGCCAAAUGGGAACUCUCCAGCCUUCUGCCUCCAUAAACAUGGACUCUAUGUGGUCACAUUUUCUAGUAGCACCUUCAGCCUUAUUACAUGUGAAACGCAUUAAACAUCAAUUGGGGUACUGGUAGUUAACCACCUGCGGUGGGGGUCCUGGGGCGUUCACACACGAUAAGCAAAAAUGUAUUCAUAGCAUCUCAGCAUUUAUACUAUCGUAGUGCUUAAGCUAGACAUAUACCCUCAGCCCGUGAAGCGCAACAUAUAGUUAGAAACGUUUUAUCUUGUUUAAAUAGACUACUCAGCGACAUUUGUUUUUUUCAGCAUGUAUAACCUUACUUGUACAUCACAAAAAAAAAGUGCACAACAUCUUGACCUUUUCAGCAUAUACUUGUGAUUAUACUUCUUGUUAAAUGCCUAUGUCAUAUUUUGAGCAUGUACUUAACAUUGCGCUUCCAAAAAUAAAGAAUUUAAAAAAAUGAAGGUACCUUCCUUCAGUGAGGACUUUAACACCAUGCACGAUAAGCAAACUACUGUCCUGAGAAAGAAACAUGCAGGGUUAUUCUGUAGUGUGAAUUGUCGGGAAUUCAAAGUGAAUUUCAAAUUUUAGGUCACAGUAGAUAAAUUGGGAAAAAGUUCGAUUCACAAUGAAUUCCAGAGUGAUUAACCCUGAAAACCUAGUACAAAUAUUUAGAUUUUUCAUGGAUAUUGGGCAGAUUAAAUAGAGUAAUCCGUUAUUGUUUAUUAUAUAAAAAAUCUUCUUCUGAUUCUAUUACCACUUCAGUUGUCUCAAGCAUUUCCAGGUCAAUUUCUGCCUAUUCAUGUAACCUCACACUCUAAAGACUAUUUGGAAGAAAAAAAAUUUUGUCUGAGUAAUUGUUGAAUUGUUGUUGUUACCGGCAGUUCUCAUUUGUUCAGUAACUCUCCCAACAUUACAUUUUGUUUGUUUAGUUGCGUGUGACUCCCUUUCUUUUGUGAACCUUUUUGUUUAGACUGAUUUGUGUGCUUGUUCACCUGAUGCAGCCAUGAAAUGCAUUCACUGGUUCUGACAGGUGUAUAAACUGCAGCCAAAUUCUGUGCCUGGCUGCAAGACUAAUCUGAUGUUUACUGUCUGAUACAUGCGGUAAUCAUUCAUGUGCUAGUUAAUUGUACCUCUCACUAUAAUUACUAAACCAUCACUCCUCAUUAGUUGUAUCACUUAAAAUUAUUGCAUACCAUCAAAUGGAUUGCCAGACAUUGCUAAUCUUAGGAUUUUUUUAUUUAUUUAUUUUAAACUGUAGUUAUUACUGUAUUCAUAAUACUUUCUGUUUUGGGAAAAGCAAAUAUUCUUUCACAUUAUUAAGCAAAAAACCAAUUGUGACUCUUUGUAACCGAGCAGUAGAAGAUAACAAGACAAAGUAAAUCACACUGGAUAGCGUGAGAGGCUGUAAGGCAAGAACGCUAAUCAAACUCUAACCCUUCUUAGAAUUGUAACAAGAACCUAAUCUCAAUCUCAUUACCUGUUGGAAACUACAUUGCUUGUUUUACACUCCUGCUAGAGACCGACAACUUCUGUAAUUUUUAUAACUUGAAAAAGACUCCUGGAUGGAGUCGAAACGCUAACUCUUGGCUUGUUUCCAUGAAAAGCUGUUUUAUCCACAAGUUGUCUAUCUUUUCCUGAUACUACUUGCACCAUGAAACUCCAAGUGUGAAGCAAUAAUUGAUGGGAGCAAUGCAUUUUGGCUUAUUUGACAGCUUCUGGAACAAUGACUUGAACAGUAAGAGAAGGCUAUGACGAAUUCCAACUUAUUUAGGGCCAGUUGAUAUAAAAGUAACUUAAAAUGAUCGGGUCUAUUGUUUUCCCUACCAUUUAAUCUGGAGAUAUCUCCUAUGCCUCUCCUGCUCAUAGUGAUGAUAGCUAUCCCUAUUUACAUCUAACUAGUACAUGCAAUCAUUAGACAUGGUAGUUAGACAUGAAGUUUUGGUUUGAUUGUUUUUUAAUAUAUAUCUUAUCUAAAUCCACCAAUUUGGCAAUUUUUGUGCUUGAAAGGCUUGGCUUAUAACAAGUGCACCUGGAGAAUGGAAUCAUUCUAGUUAAAUAUCCUGAACCAAGAUCUGAUUGACUACAAGGAAAGAGAUAUGCCUCUCCGUUAAUGGCUUAUUGCCGGGAAGAUUAGUUUAAUUAUUGUGUGAAGAACCAAAGUGUGGCAAAAUAGUAUCAUAAUACCCCACGCAAAGGCCAAGCUAGCUAUUCACCAAUAGAUGCAUUUUGGUGCCAGUGUAUAGGCAAGCUAGAUGGCAAUAUGUCAGCGGAAAAGCGAUCACUGUGAUAUCAUUGAUGAGAUCAGUGGGAUCGCAGUAACUGAUCCUGAAAAGUAAAAUAAAAAUACAAGCCUGUUUUCAUUUCAUUCCUGUAGUUACAUAGAAAAGUACGUUAGAAGUACAUGCAUGCAAACCCAAAUAUAAUCUGGUGCUAUGGCCUAAACAUUUUGUGGUAUAUUUCUAUAGUAGUGCAUAUCAUGUCCAAAUAUGCCUAAAAGGGGGCAGUGCCAAUCCAGAGGGGCAAAAUCUUCUAGGGCUGUGAUCUAAAAAGCCUAAAUUACCACAUACUGAACCAAGUCCUCACUCAAUUAUUUAUUUAUUUUUUAAUUGAUUUAUUUUGUUCUCUGAUUUUCUUGGUGGAAAGCCUCGACUUCACUAAGAUAUCAGUGUGAAGCUUAUCAACUCGGGAGUGCCAAAACACCGACAGGUUGGGCCUACUUAAGCCAACUGCGGCCUUGCAGUACUUACUGGCUACUUACUGCCUUCCACAGGAAAUUUCCGACCCUUUGUGUGGCACAACACAGCACCGGAUGAAGAAUGCUGUAGGCAGCAAAACACCCCCAGGCCGAUGAGGGUUAUCCUGGCCUCACAGUGCCAACAUAUGCCAUAGGUGGCCUUUUAGUUUUGCGCUAGAGCUGCUUGCCUGUUCCCAAAGCAAAUGCUUUGGACCCUGCCCAGCAUAAACAGGAAAAGAUAGUGAAAGAAAGUUAGUGCAUUGCAGAAACGGUUGAACUUGCCUAACAGGCAGGAUUUUAUAGACCUAUUUAAAAAAAAUAAACCUAAUAAAUGCACAUUUGUUUAAUUCAAAUUAUUAUUUUUUUUUAAUUCAAAUUUUAUUUGUAUUAAAACUCUUUAAAGUUACAAACAGAGCACGCCAAAAUGAAAAAUAAAAACCUUAAAAUGUCCCCCUUAAACGCUUAAUACUGUAUGAUAAUGUAUUUUAAAUGUCUGUAUAAAUAAUUUGUAUUGCUGUUGAUGGUCUUUGAAUUGUUGUUUGCGAUAUAAAUUUGUAUUGUUUUGCCUGGAAUCAUUUGUAGGCAUUCAUUUGUUACUGAAGAAUUUGAGACAGUAAGGGCAAUUUCAGUUCUGGGGCAUUUGUAGGUGAAGGGAUUACUUUAGACACAGCCUAUUAAAAGCUGUAGAAAGAUAAAGUGUCUUGUACUGCCUUUUGUUACACUAAUGCUUUUAGAAAGUAUAAACCAUUCAUUAGUAUAGUGAUCCUGAAACCUACACUGUAACAUAACAAUCACCUGUUUGCAAUUCAUUCUGGUCAUUCAUUUGCUAUUAAUGUAACAGUAUUUUGUUGAUGGUCAGGUGUAGAUAAUUCACAAAUUAUUAAUACCAUGUUCUGUCCAUAGAGACAUGUUGAGAGUGAUUUCAGAUGCAAACAGGGAAAAUAUAUAGAUUUUUACAUGUGAGCACACAUAUGUAUUGCACACAUUUGCAAAGACAUUUUAGCUAAAAUGCUUUAGUUGAGAUAACCAGGCCAUUUAGGGUGGCAAUGACGUAUUGUCUUUUUUUUUUUUUUUUCUCUAAAAUAAAAUUAUACUUUGUGUGAGAUUGUCCCUUUCCUAAAGUUGAAUGUAUUAUAAGCUUUAUAAUGGGAUGCUCUGAAAUUGUUUGGUGCGGGUGCCAAUUACUGGUAUUACUUGCAAGACAUUCACCAAAAGCCUGGUCACUCCACAAUCUGCGUGUACUAUGACUCCAGGGAAUAAAAUCUGAAGUCAUACAUACUUGCAUGCUCCUAAUUAUCUCCUGGGCAGCUAUGAAAAUAGCUGAAUUUACUCUGGCAUUCCUAGGUAAAGGGGAAGUUAUAGUUUGAAUAUGCUCUGCAGAAGAUGCUUAUUUAGAAUGUAUUUACUUAUUUUUCUCCAUGUUUAUUUUGUUGAAUUCUUGACAGCCAAACGAUAACAUUCCAGUGAGUUUAGUCCCUUACAUUUGAGAGAGCAGUUGGGGUAAAAAUCAAUAGCCUACAUAGUUGAACAACUUUAAAGGGACACUAUAGUCACCAGAACCACUACAGCUUAAUGUAGUAGUUCUAGUUUAAUGUAAACAAUGCAUUUUCAGCCGAAGGGCAGUGUUUACAUAACUUCCUAGGGACACCUCUAGUGGCAGUCACUCAGCUGGCCACUAGAGGUGGUUCGUGGGUUAGUGCUGCACAAUGUACUCUGCAGGAGAAGCCAAAUUCCCCUCCUAGAGAUGCAUUGUUUCAAUGCACAAUGUACUCUGCAGGAAGACUCCAAAUUCCCCUCCUAGAGAUGCAUUGUUUCAAUGCACAAUGUACUCUGCAGGAAGACGCCAAAUUCCCCUCUUAGAGAUGCAUUGUUUCAGUUACACAAUGUACUCUGCAAGAGAUGCUGAAUUCCCCUCCUAGAGAUGCAUAGUUUCAAUACACAAUGUACUCUGCAAGAGAUGCUGAAUUCCCCUCUUAGAGAUGCAUAGUUUCAAUACACAAUGUACUCUGCAGGAGAUGCUGAAUUCCCCUCUUAGAGAUGCAUAGUUUCAAUGCACAAUGUACUCUGCAGGAGAUGCUGAAUUCCCCUCUUAGAGAUGCAUAGUUUCAAUGCACAAUGUACUCUGCAAGAGAUGCUGAAUUCCCCUCCUAGAGAUGCAUUGUUUCAAUGCAUCUAUACGAGGAGAUGCUGCUUGGCGCAGCAUGGCGUAUUGUUGUGUAUGCGCUAUAGCCUCUUAAUACUGGUUUGACUGAGAUCAUAAAAUUUGAUAAUCUCAGCCAAGGCUGCAGAGAAGGGAUGGGUCCAUUCACAAAGAGACCUGUGUGGUGCUAGGAAAAAGGUGAGUAAAUUAGCAUACAGUGUCAGGAAUACAUGUUUGUAUUCCUGACACUGUAGUGUUCCUUUAAGCAAAGUACAUAAUAUCUCCAAUACCAAGUUAGAAUUUAGAAAGGUAAGUAAGGGUAAACAGGUCUCUGAAGCUGUAAUUUGCCAAAAUCCAUGUAAUUUUGUUUGUCUUUAAAGGGACACUGUAGGCACUGUAACUGCCUAAUCCCAUUGAAGUGGUUAUAGUGUCUAGAGAAUACUGGAGCUGUCCUUCCAGUCAGUGUUAUAGCAUUAAUGUUUGAUGCUAGACAAGAAUCCCCACCAACCCAUCCCGCCUAUACUGCUUGAGCUAGUGAGGAAGCAUUAGCCUGAGCGGCAAUGGAUGGCUGUGAUUGGCUGAGAGUGUCAGCUGACCUCUCUCAGCUUAUCACAGUAUCCAUUCAAGUUUGAAUUGGUACGGCUAGUAGUAAAUGUGUAAUCACUCUCUUGACAACAUCUCAUUGGAGAGGGCGAUGGGAAGUCAUGGACUCUCAUAUAGUGUUAACAGAGCUGGAUUUACCAUUCUACAGAGUAGGCACUUCCUUACAGGUCUGCCUGUUCCCUUGCUGGCUUUAGCAGUAUAGGGUAACUGUAUUCAGUCUGAGAAAUCUGAUCUGUGCAUGGUCUCAUCCCCACAGACUGAACUCUGCUAUCUGUAGGAGGGGGAGGACUGGCCAGAAGAAAUAAGAAUUAAGACUGACUCUGUCAGUCUGAUAUGACAUUUACACACACACAGCUCAUCUACACGCAUUAUAUACACUCAAAUCUCAGAUACCCACACUAUACACAAAAAACAGCUGUGCUACCCACAGUGUGCAUACACUGCUUCCUACACUACAACACACUGUUAUGCAGACAUUCACACACUACUACACAAACUGCUGCACAUGCUGUUACACACUACUGCCCACACACAGGAAUGCAUGCACUCACACUUACACUGCUACAGAUGUGCACAAGCUACACAGACAUAUAUUCAAACACUCACUCUAUAUGUUCAACAAUUUUUAUCAUAUUUGAAAUGGUCAUUUUUAUUUGUUUUAAUUAGUUUAAAGGGAGAGGUUGGGUAGUGCUUGAGAAUUAUGUGUCUGCAGGUGCUUGUGGUAUAAAUCCAGCCCUGAAUAUUAAGCUGCUCGAAAAUGGUUAAAUACUGAAUAGAGGGAAGGGGCGCAGACUUUAAAACCAAUUCAGUGAGAUGGAAGGGUAUUAGUGAUUAGAGUUAUGGGUGAGUCAAAGAUCAGGAACCAACCAACCAGUCAUGCAAGAUGUUAGAUUUUUCUCUAUCUCUAUCCUUGGGCAUCUGGCAUUUGACUCGCACAUUGUCUUUGCUGAUCCUCACCUCCACUGCUAAUGCCAGAGAUCAUCAAGAACUUCCAACUCAGGAACUUCCAUUACCUCUCCUGGGCUUAUCUCAUUGGCUGAGAACAUCAGCUUAAAUUUAAGACCAAUAGCCACUUAGGUGAAUAGCCUUUUAUGUAUCUUUUAGGCUCAUUUUAGAAACUCUUUCCCUCCGGUGUACUGAAAAGGAACGUGAUGUGGUGUGUGAGAAGAUCUAAAGCAAGAACGAUCUGUAAAAUCGCAUGCAAUUUAUGUUGGGUUUAAUAUGUGGUGCUCGGUUUCAUUUUUAUUCAUUAUAUUAAAAUUGUAGUAAGUGACAUCACAAUCCAGUUCAGUCCAAGCACAGCCAGGGCUCACAAUGCAAAUGUGGAGAACACAAGCAAUGUUUUUUUUCCUCAAGUUUUAAUAUAUUGAAUGGUAGACAAAUUUAACAUAUACAAUGAUGAACGUCAGGGAACCAAGAUGGAGACACCCAGUUCCAGAAUAGAGAUAAAUAUAACUGUGUGGAUUUCUACAUCUUCUACAAAUUUUCUGAAAUGUAAUAUUUGCUAAAUAUAGUAGAUAAGUGAGCAUGAAAAAAAUCCAGGAUAUUUACAGAUCCAUCCUUUUAGAUUGUCAGCUCCAUUCCAUCAUGGUGACCCAUACCUGUAACCAGUGGCGUACACACAAUCCAUGGGGCCCCAGUGCGAAACUAAUCCGUGGGCCCCCACCUCCCCUCUCUCCCCUGAUCCGUGCCUCCCCCCCAUACCCACCGACACAGACAGACAGACACACACACACAAACAUGCAGACAGACAGACAGACACACACACACAUACAUACACCCCCUGACAGACACAUACAUACAGACACACACAUAUAUACACAGGCAGACACAUACAGAGACACACACACAUACAUAGACACACAUACAGAGACACACACAGAGACACAUACACACAUGCAUACAGAGAGACACAUACAGAGACACACACACAUACAGAGACACAAACACAUACAGAGACAUACAUAUACAAAAUGUUUCCUACCUUGUGACUUUCCCUGGGGGCUCAGCCUGAUGGGAGGCAGAAUUCCUACUCUGACUCCCUCCUCCUCCUUCCUCCCGUGCGGUUCCUGAUAGUUGGGAGGAGUGACCGGGGAAUCACUUCCUCUCAGCUUGUGAUCACAGGGGGCCCAGUCGCGAGUGCUGACUGGGACCCCUGACAAUCCAUGUCCAUCGGGUCUGGGACCCCUCCAUAUGCGGCCCUGGCGGUUUGCCACCCGGGCCGGGACCGCAAAACGUGGAAGCUGGUACCCAGUCGCGGGGUUCCGCAGGGCUGCCCGGCCCCCUGUAGUGCCGGGACCGGUCGCAGUUGCAACCCCUGCGACCGCGGUAUGUACGCCGCUGCCUGUAACUCUUAGUUGGUGUUUAGCAUUUCCACUAUUAGUAUCUGUGUUGGACCCUUAGUUUGGGAAGGUCCAUGAUUUUUGCAAAGUCUGACAUUUAGAUUUAUGGUACAAACAUAAUAACUGGUUUCUCUGACAGUCAGAGAAGUAGAAAUGAGACUGUGCCUCCAAAUUGCUGAAUUUUGUCUUGUUUUGUUAUAUAGUUAGUUAUAGAAGUGAUUCAAUAGCUUGCGGCAAUCUUGGUUGAAGGUCAGACCCCACCCUCUCCACUUUAAAUUUCUGUUUCACAUUCCCUUUAACAUUCUUAAAUGUAACAUUGUUCACGUGGGUAUAAAUUAGCUGAUGAAGAUAGUGUUCUAAUAUGUCAUCCCAUUGACACGUGUACACUUUUCAGUAUGUCAAAAUUGUGGAACUGGUUAUUUAACUUCUUUGUAAUAGCUUCUGUGAUGUAAUACAUGCAAUUUUAAUUUACUCAGAUGCCUAAUUAAUUAUCACCCAAUCAACAUCACGUAUUUAUUAUAAUAAAAUAUGUAAUUAUUAUGAUGACUCAUUUGACUAUCAUAAAACCGUUUAGUACAUACAUUUAUUUAAUACUGUCAUUACCUAAAUCUAUAAGGAUUAAGAUAUGUUCAUAUUCACACUAAUAAAUAGUAAACCUAUGUUAAAAUAGAAUAUGUAAUGAGACUAAGCUGGGUAUUUAGUUUAUACAUAGGAGAUGUAUUCUGGUUUUUAGUUUUCAUUUUUUUGUUCUUUAUUAUUUGAUUGCAUGCCUCUAUAUAUGUUUUGAUCUAAUACUGUAGGCUUUCAUUAAGGGUGCUUCAAAGUCUUUUUCUCACCAGAGAAUCAAGCCACUGCUUCUUCUUAUCUUAUUUCCACUACACCUGGUCCAGCGGUGCAUCUAACCACCACUCCUAGAUAUGGAGGAAACCCACAGACAUGCAGGUUUUUUUUAAACCAUGUGGGCCUAAAUUUUUCCCUCUGGCGAGCAAAGUGGGUUUUCUUUAUGAGUUUAGGGAAAAUGCUUUAGCUUGGGAAACCAAACUCUGGGAGAGACUAGCAGACCAUUUAUAUAGAACCAUCAUGAAUUCAUAGCUGCUUUUUGUCAAGUAUUUGAACCACCUGGUAGAGCCAAGAAUGCUGUGAAGUCCCUUAUGUGAAUCAAAUAGGGUUCUUUGCUGAUUAUGCCAUUGAGUUUUGCACCUUGGUAUCAGAGCUUGAUUGAUCUAUAUGUUGCCUAACUUCUGCAAUUUAUUGAGGGUUAACUGACAAUUUACAGGACAAAGUGGGAGCUAGAGAUCUCCCUGAUAAAUCGGAUGAUUUUUUUUAUUUUUUAUUAUUCUUUAUUUUUGCCUGGACAGUCAUCAAUAUUCAUGUCAGUUAUAAUCUGAAGACCUAAUACACUAUUGACAUAUUCAAUCCAAAACAUAUGUCAUAAUACAGAAAAGCAUGCCAACAUGCCCUACAGUAAAGGAAACGAUUGUACAGCAAAUGCUGAUGCCAAUCAUGGAUUAUGGGGAUGUAGUAUAUGCACCUGCUCCGCAAAUCCACCUUAAUAAACUGAAUACAUUGUAUAACUCGUUUUGCAGACUUAUGCUACAAUGUAAUUACAGGUCUCACCAUUGUGCCAUGCUAAAAGAACUAAACUGGCUGUCGCUGGAAUCCAGGCGCACCCUUCAUCUUCCCAGCCUUGUGUUUAAGAGCUUUUCUGGGAAACUCCCACCCUACCUGAGCAGAAUACUCCCUGGCUUUUCCCACCUCCUAUAACCUCCGAUCCAGUACCCACACUUUACUUAGUCUACCUCAAUACAAAAAGAAAGCAGCCCGAUCCUCCUUCUCCUACAGAGCACCGCAAUUAUGGAACGACCUCCCGCACACUUUCAAAUCUUCCCUAAGCCUAAAGUCCUUUAAGAGAUCCCUCUCUACAUAUCUCAAAAUAGAAUGCACGUCAUGCUUGCUUAUAUAUUUAAGAACACCGGUGAGUAAUUUGGAUGAUCUUAUCAAGUAUGUGACCCACGUUGAUAUCAGACUUAGGGUUAGGCAUAACCGUCCCACAGUGAAUUUUAUUCUAACAGUGUCUAUGCAAUUAGGGGUAACCAAAUUAUCUGAGGCCAAGAAACAAUUUAGGAGGAAGGAGGAUCUUUGCCUCAACUGUAUCAGAAAUGCCCAGUGCUUCCAGAAACUUGGGCACCUUAGAUCAUUCAGAGCACUGGCUUAGCGUGUGACACCAGUGUCCCCUCACUUGAAUCCUGCUAGAUUGCGUCUCCUGGUUUCUUUGCAGUAGUCUGCUAAUACCAUUUAUAUCAAAACACUCCUAGAUUCUGAGGCAUCUUAGAAUUCUGUCUAUUCCACCUUUGUCUCCAUCUGUGUAUCUAAUACUGCCAUAGCUUUAUGGAAAAAAUAAAUAUACUUAGCUGUUGAAACCAUCGAUGGCAGACCCCUCUGUACUACUGUUAUUAAUCAUGAAACUCUGCUGAUACCAUCCAAGAAUGUUUCUACUUCUUACCGAAGGUCCAUAAAGAUGCCAACAACCUAGCGCCUAUAUCAGCCCCUUUACUUGAUCCAUUCUUUGUCCUGUCAUGGUUUCCUUGUGGUUCUUGGUUAAUAAGUUUCUUUUUCUUUUUGAUUCUCUGGCAAUUUGACUUUGGCUUGUGUCUGUGCAUCUCUGUAAUCCUGACAUCGCUAGUUUUCUCAUAUUUGUGUACUUCUGUAAUCAUGACUUUGGCUUGUUAUUCUCGUUUACUAUUAUCUCUCUUUUUUGCAUUCUGCCUAGCCACCUCUAAGGACCAGUAAUACACUCUGUCAUACUUUCUGGGUUCUGACCAAAGUUCCAGACAGAAACCUCACGCUAUGAAAAAGUAGUCUCCUCUCUUUCCAAAAUGGAGUUAUGCCCAUCCCUAUUUUAUAAGGGUAUGAUAGAGGCUGUAAACCUAGGCACCUUUUAAAAUGCAUCCCUGGAACAGGUGAUCAUUAUUGCCAUGGCAAUUGCCCAGGGCUUAGAGGAAGUUUUGACCACUUGUUCAAAAGUUUUAAGUUAAACAGAGGGGUAGAUACAACCCCAACCCUCUCAAUAAAAUACUGUUCUAAAGAUCAGUGCGUUAGGUGUUCACCCAUCUUAAUGGUAAACAUCUGAAUCAGAGGAUGACAAGUGACCCCUAGUUUGAAAUGACGCUAGGGUAACAAAACACUUCCUUCAUUCAAAGUGGGUUUGCCAUUUAAAGUCCAACAACUGCAAACUCUCAGUUAAUCCUAUCCUAUACAUUUAUUCUACAUUUAAGCACAAUAGCCUAUCCAUAAGAAUUAUGUAUGUAGUUUACAGUACAUAUUUAUGAAAUGUGACAAGUCAGGUGUAUGCCUAAGGAUAUCUUGCUCAGAUGAUCCCAGAUGAAGGGCACAUGCAUGGAGUUAACCAUUUCUGAUAUCCAGGUGGAGUUGUUUGGCAAUUAAUUGGAAAAUGGCAGAUUUUCUCUGAUUAUGGUAAACGCUAAAUAGUGGUCAGUCUCAGUGGAGGCAGAUGUGAGUACUAGUAUUUUAUAGUCGCAUCUACUGGCUGUUUCAAUAGAGCUUAAUGUUUAAUGGAAAACAAUAUAGUCACCUAAAUUACUUUAGCUAAAUAAAGCAGUUUUAGUGUAUAGAUCAUUCCCCUGCAAUUUCACUGCUCAAUUCACUGUCAUUUAGGAGUUAAAUCACUUUGUUUAUGUUUAUGCAGCCCUAGCCACACCUCCCCUGGCUAUGAUUGACAGAGCCUGCAUGAAAAAAAAACUGGUUUCACUUUCAAACAGAUGUAAUUUACCUUAAAUAAUUGUAUCUCAAUCUCUAAAUUGAACUUUAAUCACAUACAGGAGGCUCUUGCAGGGUCUAGCAAGCUAUUAACAUAGCAGGGGAUAAGAAAAUCUUAAUUAAACAGAACUUGCAAUAAAGAAAGCCUAAAUAGGGCUCUCUUUACAGGAAGUGUUUAUGGAAGGCUGUGCAAGUCACAUGCAGGGAGGUGUGACUAGGGUUCAUAAACAAAUGGAUUUAACUCCUAAAUGGCAGAGGAUUGAGCAGUGAGGCGGCAGGGGCAUGUUCUAUACACCAAAACUGGUUCAUUAAGCUAAAGUUGUUCAGGUGACUAUAGUAUCCCUUUAAUAAAAAGCAGAGGACAUACUUGAAAACAAGAAAAAUCUCAAUUUAUCCAUCCUGGUAAAAUAUUUUAUAAAUAAAUCAAUAGGAGUGAGCACAAAUGUUUCUACCUUGCAGGAUGGUGGGGAGUUGGUUGGGAAGGUCAGCAUUUAUAUUGUGAAUGUGUGCGAUGUUUGGUUACUUUAUGUAAAGGUGUUUACAGAGGACACAUCUAUCACACAUCUAUACAAAGAAGUAGAUCAGAAGUCGAACUCCUUUUAUAUUUUUUGCUUUUUAAUAAUUUUAUUUUAGAAUCUUAUUGCGUGCCUUUUUUUAUCCCCCGCUCCCCUUCACCUGGAGCAUUUUAAAUAUAAAAGAAAGUAUGUAUGCCCCUUACUUUCCAAACCUCUAAACGAGUUUAAGCGUACAUCUGCCAGUACCUGACUGUCUAAUUGUGUCUCUGAAAAUGGAUUUCUGUGAUGCUCUUGCCGCUUGUCGUAAACAAGUGAACCAACUGGCAUUCUAGAGUUAUAAAGGCGUUAUUGCUGGACUGUUGCUUCCAAUAUUCUGCAACAAACAAGGACAUACUGCUGCAGUGUACAAAAGUCAGAAUUUGACUUUCUUUUACAACCAUGAACUGUUUUUGUAUUGGGUGUUUCCUUCCCUGUAAGUCAUUCAAGGUGGAUUUGUGCCCAUUGAACCCUUUCUGAAGAAUAUCAGUAUUAUUCACUAAAGUUGAGAAUUCAGUGUGAAUUCAGAGUGAAUUUCAAAUUUAAGGUCAUUAUAGCAAAUCUGGAAACAUUCUGUAAGUCUACCAUAUAUUCAGUUUAGCGACACUGGCUUAAACUUUGAAUUAUCCCUUUAAUGACAAAGCCUUUAAGUGUAAACAUGAUAUGAUCAUUCUUAUAGUAUUUAGAUAUACGUUUAAUAUUAUAUUAAUAUAAAUAUAGCAUAACGUGCAUUUGUUGUCAUCACAUUUUAAGACAUGUAGGCUUAACUGUAUUAUUCUAAACCUUUUGACUCAUGAUAUAUAUUUAUAUACAACAUAUUUAUUAAUGUAUUUUAAGAUUUCUAUGAAUUAAGGUAAAAUUAUUGAGUGAUGAACGUACUUUAAGUCCCUGCUCUAAAUCAGUGUUUCUUUAUGUCUGACACGUAGCCAGAAACCAGUGAGGCACACCUACAAGAUUUGCUCCGAUGUAUUCAUUUCAAAAACUCUUCCCUCCUAGGUUACAGAUUAUUUGUAUACCAUAACAAUGAUUGGUGCAGUGUGUUUUGUAAGGUGAUUGAUGUGUUUAAACGACUCGUCCCUGAACUAAGGCUAUAAUUCUGUUGACAUCCAAGUCACAAUUUUGAAAAGCCUGAUUAUCGUUUUGGUAUUUAGUGAUAUGUCACCUAUUAAGGAUUCCCUUUGCUUUUUUUUUUAUUUAUUUUUUUUUAAUUCUUUAUUUGUAUCUUUUUCCAGUUUCAUUUAUACGGGUGAGGUUACAGAACAAAGAGGACGAGUUAGGUGAUUUCAUUGCAUAUUACAGUGUGCCUAUAUGGUUACAUGAAUUACAAUCGCUUAGUAUGUUACCAGAGGUUUGUACAUUUGUGGCAUUUGUUAGCUUCUGUGCUACCUCGUGUACUGGAGUUUUCCUCUGGUCCUGUUCUCUGUCGUAAUUCUUUGUGUGCCAUUUAAGGUCAAUAACAACAACAAGGGUAACACAUAGUCCCUUUGCUUUUCUUAAAGGAAAUACAUUAACGUCUCAUCAUAAAAACAUUUUAUAAUAUCAACCUUUUUUUAUUAAGAUUAAAAUAGCCAUUGGGAUAGCAGAAGGAUGUGUGAGUCAAUUUGAGAACUGAGAAGGAGUGUUUACGGUGGUCUGCACCCACUGGAGGACCACAACACUCACUAGAAUUAUUGUAAGUUAUUUGCGGUUCUAGAUAUAUCUCGAUAUACUUUGUAACAAAGAAAUUCUGGGUACUUCUAGAAACCGGUGCACUUAUUUUGAUUCCUUAAAGCGACUAUGUCCUCCCACCCAAAAAAGACAAAGAAAUAGCAUUUCAUGAAUAAAUAAAUCUAUACCAUACAGAGUGUCAGGGUUAUUCAAUGAUGUGGAAUCAAUUAAUAAAUUGAUUAUCUUGCGUAUCUGCCCCCGGCCAAAUUAAAGAAAUAAUGCGUGCACUCUCCUAAAGUAAUUGACACCAGACACAGGUUUCGGGUUAAUGAAAAACUUGAGGAAUGUUUAUUCUGAGGGGACGGCAUGUCCCUUAUAAAGCAAAAUUACAUCAUAUGCAUUGUCAGAGAGCAAAUUGGCAUUUGCUGUGAACUUCAGAUUUAAAGGGACACUAUAGUCACCUGAAGAACUUCAGCUUAAUUAGGUUGUUCAGGUGAGUGCUACAGCUGUCUGCAGCCUUUUUCUUGUAAGCACUGUAUUUUCAUAGAAAAUACAGUGUUUACAUUGGAAGCUUGGAACACCUCUAGUUGCAGUCAAUCAGACAGCCACCAGAGGGACUUCCGAGUUCAAAAGGCUUCAUUCACAACUGACGUAUUCACGCAUGUGUGAAUACUUCAGACGUGCUAUCAGCACACAGAGCACUGUGAACGCGCUUUGUGUGCUGAGGCUGUCAGCACUGCGUGGGAGUGGCUUGAGCUGACAGGUUUGACAGGCUGAAGACCGAAGAGGAGGAGGGGAAGAUUCAAACUGUAAGUAAACUUAUUUAGUGAGUGUGGGUGAGGAUGGAUGAUGGGAGUGGAUGGAUAUGGAUGAUGGGAGUGGAUGGAAAUGGAUGAUGGGAUUGGAUGGAUGGAUUGGGAUGGAUGGACAGAGAGUGUGUGUGUAUGUCUUUAAUUUUUUACUACUUGUGUGUUUGCAUAGAAACAUUUUAUAUAGAGCGUUCUCUAUAUAUAGUGUUUCUAUGCAAACACACAGUUUGGCUGAGGAGGGGGGCGGUUAUAGAAAGCGAACUGAGCUGUUCGUCAGACAGCUCAGCUCACGAACGCGCAUUCCACGCGAUAGAGGCGCUGAGUUCAGUCAUAGGGCGGCAUCCAGUCCCGCUCUAUGAAAAACGCGAUUGGUGCAGCGCGAAGCCGUGCAUGCGCACCAGAUUACAAUGACGCUUCUCUGAGAGAAGUGUCUGGUUGAGACCUGCGAUUUCGUCAUUUUGACGAAAAAGGGGGCGCGGAGUGGCUGGGAGCUCGGCGCUGGAACAGAGGUAAGUUUUUAUUAUAUAAAAGGUAAGUUUUUUUAUUAUGUAAAAUUUUAUAUGUAGACUAUAGUGUCCCUUUAAGGCAAAGUAGCCAAAAUGAAAGCACAGCUGUGUAAAAAAUAAAAAAUAAAUUUCCAGCUUGGCUUUAUUGAACCUAAAUGUAGUAUUCACUUUGUCUCAUUUUUGUGAAUAACCCAUUCCAACUUAGUCAGAAGGUAGAAUAAGACAUCUUAUGUAUUUUUCCUAUGCUUGACAACAAGGCAGAGCUACUGCUGUCCAGAUUUUUCAAUCUUGCGGGAUCCUCCAUAGACCUUAGUAUACAUUCGCACAUGCAAAUUUAUAUAUAAUGACAAAGGAAAAUAUGAUUGAUAUCUGUGUACCCAGAUUGCAAGCAAACCUUCAAAUGUAUGUUUAUGCACAUGUAUUUAUUUUGUGUAUGGUAAUUGUGACUUACACCAAUUUUUUACAAUGUCCUUGUUAAUGUAUUGACUGUGCCUCACCUAUACUUUCAUGUAAAGUGCCAAGAAUACAGAUUAGCACUGUCUAAAUAAAAGAUGAAUGCAUACGGAGACCUUCUGGCCAUUCAAAUGUGAGUUCCCUUCUUUUGCGAAACGCACUGCAAAGGUGCCAUCUAUGGACUGCAGGAUUGCCAUCUAGUGGUGAAAGUGUAAAACAUCAUCUGGUCUUUAAUUAUAUGCCAAACUGCAAUUUCAGGCUAAAAUAACAGAUUUGGUAAAACUCUUCAACUCUGCUAUAGUCAUGGCUUGGCUAUUUUAACGUGAAGUUUGUAAGAUUAAGUAUUUUGUAACAAUAAACUGCUUAAAUAAGGGAUGUGUGUUUUGUUUUAUUUUUUAAAAGAAUCCAUUAAGCCCCUCUUUACAUUUUCAUGACUACUCAAUAAAACUUUAUUAUAUGUGUUCUUCUGCACAACAAAUGCUUGGAGCUGUAUCCUGUGGCCUUCCAAGUCUCUCUAAUGCUUCAAUGACUAGACUAGAGAGUAACCAAUGUUUCUAUUCAACAAACAGAGUGGUUACUUUAUCAUAGCUUCCAAUAGUCCCAGAUUCAGGAGACCGACCUGCUAUCUGGUGUCUCCCUCCUGUUGACACUAGAGGCAAGUCACCAAUCAUUACACAAGCUUGCACUGAGCAAAGUAAACUUAGGGAAAUGAAUGAAAAGUUGUGGGGAUCUGGAGGACACGAACGAUACACGUGCCCCAUACAGGACCUUGGGAAAAGAAUCCACACUGGACCCCAGGAAAAGAAUACACAACAUCUCAAAUAAUAAUAAUGUGUGUGAAUGUGUCAGGUGAAUGUAUGAGUCAGUGUAUGUCAAAUCAGCGAGUUUGUCUGUCAGUGAAUGUGUGUGUGUCCGUUUUCUCUGCAUGUAAAUAUGUAUGUGUCUUCUGGAUGUAAAUGUGCGUGUGUCUGUCAGUGUCUGUGUGUAAAAUUAAUAUGUAUGUCUGUCAGUAACUGUGUGUCUGGAAGUGUGUCUCAAAUCAGUGAGAUUAUGUCUGGCAGUGUGUGUGUUAUUGUCCUCUGUAUGUAACUGUUAUGUGUAUAUUGUAUUUUAAUUUUGUGACUUUUAUACUUCAGAUUAAGAGUUCAUACACUCCUCCUUACAUUCACAAUAAUCACUUUAUGUGGUAUUUAUUUUAAAAAUAUUCUUUACUACCUUUAACCAGAUUUGUUCUCCAAUAUGGCAUUAACUUCCAUAUCAAUGUCUACACAUUUCCUUUGGAAUUUAAAUUAGCAGAAACAUUGUUUUACCCCAUUAAAUUACAUGUUAUUUAAGAUUUUGGAAUAGUUGGCAACCAGUUUUGACUUGUAGUUACAUUGGGAGGAGAGACACCCACUUGUAACACAGUGACACCCAACCAUGUUAGGUCUAAUGUUUUCUGUUCUGUAUUUAAAUUGUAAACUUAUCAAAGCCAUGAAAUCAAUGUAUUGUGUUCUUUGGUGUUGCAUAUUUUGCUGUCUAUACCAGUUAUAAAAGUUUGUGUCUUCUUUCUCAUGACAGAGCUUUAGAAGAAAAAAGAAAAGAGGAGGAAGAAAAGGAACAGAAAUUUAGAGAAGAGGUUCUGCAGCAAAGAAAGUUAAAAUUACAGGAGGCAACAGAAAAGUUUCAGCGAGCUCAUCUUCCCCCAUCACAGCGUAGAAGAACCGGUCAGUUUACAUUUGGAACUAAACUUUUAAUAAUAUUCUUCAGUUAUUUAAUCAAGAAGAGUACAUCUGGCUUCCACUUGUUUCCAAGUACAUUUUGGGAUCUAAAUGUAUUUAUCAUCUAAAUCAGUGGUUCCCAACAUGUGGUUCACAUACCCCCAGAGGUACACAAAAACAAAAAUUCAGUAAUGGCAGCUCUACCGCCGGCGCAUGUACACCACUAAUGUUGGGAACUGCAAAAUGAGGGUUCAUCAGGUGGCCCGUUCACUUUGGACUAACCGGUGAACAUGUGUCUUCAGGAGCCCAGUCGUGUGCUGUGGCGCUUUAACAGUGUGUUUUUGUUUAUCUGUAUGUAUGUAGUGUUAGUAUGUGUGUGGUAUAUGUGUGUCAGUGUGUGUAUAUGUAUGUCUGUGUAUCUGUGUGUGGCAUAUGUGUGUCAGUGUUUGUAUUUGUGUGUCUGUACAUCUGUAUAUACAUCUGUGUCGGUGUGUGUAUCAAUGUGUUUGUAUCUGUAUGUGGGUUAGUGUGUGUGUCAGUAUGUCUGUGCAACUGCAUGUGUGUAUCUGCAAUAUAUGUUGUAGUAACUCUUAUAGCUUUUUAAGCAGGGGGAGCCUGGGGCAGGGGAGCUUAGGGCAGAGAAAAGCAUAUACAUUUGAAAUAACAGCAACUAUAUUAGUUACAAAUAUUUUGUCUAUGAGAGGCACAAUUUUUGGAAAUUUGCUGCCAAGGAGUAGAAAAGUGAAAAAAGGUUGUAACUCGCUACUCUAAAUGGUGGGUUCCUUUUUUUAGCCUUGGAAUAAUCAAAGGCUGAGUUAACCAUGCUAUGAAUUAUUGCUGUAGUUGAAAAGGUGUUUGUGUAGUGGAUGUAGUGUGUGUAUAGUGAAUGCAGAGUGUGUGUUGUGGAUGCAGGACUUUAUUUACUGCGAGGCAAACAAGGUAUUUGCCUAGAGAGGCACUUUCAGGGGGGCAGCAAAAAACGCCACCCUAAGUGCCCAGGCAAAUGCAGUGUCCACGUUAGGGCCCCCCAGUGCAUUCAGAUACUCGGCGUGUAGGCGGGCGGCCAGGAAGCGCAGUCCUCUGAGCUCUUCCUGCUCCCUCGCUCGCCCUUCUAUGCCGGGAGCCGAAAUAUGACUCUGUGGAUUUAAAUAAUAAUAACAAAAAUAAAUAAAUUGAGUGUAUAAGAAAGUGUGUGUUUGUCAGUGUGUGUGUGUGUGUGUGUGUGUCUGUCAGUGUCUGUCUAUGAGUUAGUGAGUGAAUGUGUGUGUCUGUCAGUGUGUCAAAUCAGUGAGGAUGUUUGUGUCAGUGAUUGUAUGUCAGUGUAUGUGUAUCUAAGAGUGUGUGUCUGUCAAUGAGUAAGUGUGUCAUGUGUGUUGUUUAAACAGUGUGUGUGCCAAUGAUUGAGUGUAUGUCAGUGCAUGUGUCAGUGAGGGCGUGCGUCUGUCAGUCACAAAAGUGGCUUUGAUACAAAGUGGUGGGGCAAAUUCAGAUUAGGGGGUUGCCCGAAUUUAGUUGUGCCUAGGGCAGCACAAAUCCAGAAUACACCACUGAGUGAAUGCAGAUUGUGGGUUUGUGUAGUGGAUGUAGUGUGUAUAUAAUGAAUGCUGAGUGUGUGUUUUUGUAGUGUGUAUAUAGUCAAUGCAGUGUUUGUAAAAUGAGGGUGGGGAGCAUUUACAUUUUGUAACAUUUCUUUUAAAUAUUUUAUUUUUUUAACAUUUUAUUCCCCCCUCCCUGCUUGUUACCUGUCUGGGAGGGGUCCCCCCUUCCUGCUUGUUACUUGGUCUGGGAGGGGGGAGAUCACAUUCCCUGGUGGUCUGGUAGAAUGGUGCUCAAAAUCAGCUGCUGUACUCUGCAGAGGGGGCCUGCAGCACUCUCUGACUUCACUGCCCAGCAGCUCCUGUCUCUAACUCUCACGGCUUGUGUGCCAUGCGGAGCAUUGCCAUGGUAAACGUGGCAACACUCUGACGGCCGCAGAGCUUGCGAGAGUUAGACAGGACUGCUGGGCAGUGAAGUCAAAGAAGUGCUGCGGGCCCCCUCUGCAGAGUCCAGGUACACACACACAUAUAUCACUAAUCACUAUAUAUGUGCGUGUGUGUGUAGGCAAUAUGGGGCCCGGAAAUCCAAGAGCAGUCCAGGCCCCCAAGCCUGCCAGGCCCAUGACAAUCGUCAUGGUUGUCAUGCCCUGAUGGCAGCCCUGGUCAAAUAUAUCAUCUAUCAGUAAAAAAACAGUAAUGUUUCUAAUGGAACCAAACAAGCUUUGUUGUAUUUAACAUUGACAGUGGAUGUAGGGAAAAGAUGGGUGGGGAAAAAAGCUUCCUAAAUUGUAAUAACCAGAUUUUCCUCUGAGUGGCACUCUUGUACCAAAAAAGAGCGGAGAAUAUAUAUGUGUGUGUGUGUGUGUGUGUGUAUAAUAUAUAUAUAUAUAUAUGUAUGUAUGUGUGUGUGUAUAUGUGUGUGUGUAUAUAUAUAUAUAUAUAUAUAUAUAUAUAUAUAUAUAUAUAUAUUAAAAAGUGAAGGAAAAACUAUAUAUAUUUUUUUGUAUCUUAGUACAUCAAGGGAAAAAUUAAACUUCCAUUAUGCAGCACAAUCUUUGCUACAAAUUCUCAAAAAGACAGAGAACUUAAAAAGAGCCUCCCCGCACCCAUGUGACCCACGGGUGGGGGUUAGUAAUAUAAACAGGGGGACCUAAUGUCUUCCUGGUCCUCACCCAUGAGCAGUGGAUGGGGACCCUAAUCAAUUAUAUCCCCCUGGUCCACACCAAUGAGCGGCGGGUGGGGACCCUAAAUAAAUAAUGGGGGGGGGACCUAAUGUCCCUCUGCCAGGUCUUCACCCGGUGGGUGGGGACCCUAUUAACUUCCCUCCCACCCCCCCCAAUAAAAAUACCCUACCUACCCCUAUCACCCUAAUAAUAGUGAGGGGAGGCAAUAAACUAACCCUAUAAAAUAAAAUUUCAUAUUUACCAUAAGAUGUCUUCGUUCUUCUUUUCUUUCUUCAGCCCCAAAAAAGGCCAAUUAAAAAUCAAUACUGUUAAAAUAAAAAAAAAACAGAGCAAAAAAAAAAAAUGUAGGAAAAAAAGAAAACUCCCAACGGUAAAACAAUAAUCCUCCUUCACCCAUGGAGGGCACGCAGAAUGAGCUCCUUAGGGCAGGGGAAGGCUUUAUAAGCAGUUAGGCCCAGAGCGCUCUGGUUGGUUAAAGCCAACCAAUCAGUGUGCUCUGACAGGUAAAUGAAGAGACUGACAGGUAAUUUUGUUUUUAAGUCUCUACAUCUACCUGUCACAGCACUCUAUUGGUUGGCUUGAAAUGCUCUGUGUCAUUUUACACAGCAUGGGAAAGAUCUUUGGAUCUUUACUGCUCCCCCUUUUUUCCCCUUUUUUUCCUUUUCUAUUAUUUUUUUUUUUUCAUGUGAUUUGUGACCCAAAUGGCAGGAAAAUGUGUCUGUCCGUGUUCUGCAAAGUACAUAAAUAAUAUUGAUAUAAUGUAUAGAUUUUGCAGUAUAUUGAUUUGCCAUUUUUUGGACAAGCUUUAUAAUAUAUUUUUUUUUUUUUUUAUCAUAGAUACAUUAGUAAGAAAAUACGUAUAUAAGUUGUACAGAGUGUAGGUUCCAACAGCAUACAUGACACUUUCUGGUAGCAUCAGACGUACAUUAAGCUUUAUCAGGGUAAAUCACAACAUUGUCAACGAUCAGAUUAUACUGUCUCACAGAGGCAUGUUGUUUGGCAGUUGCAUGCAGCUAGUGCUCCUUUAGUGUGGAAGGGUCACUUUUAUGGAGAGGUGUCUGUGUCAUGUUGGAACAGCCUUUCUAGGUGAAAUCUAUGUACAGAUAAGUAAUGUUGAAAGUGGCGUGUUUGUCCGUCAGGACAAAUAUCUCUACCUGCAACCCUCCCGCAACAUCAAAUGUCCCUUCUACCGCCACCUAGUGGUAGGACCAUAAGUGGAAUGUAUCAAGGGUAGGGAGUCGGUGGAUUGGCCCAUUUUUUAUCUCUUUUGGUUCAUCUGAGUCAUGUUCCAAAACGGUACUUAUUUUUUUAUAUUUUGGUUAAUGAACUUCAAACAAGUCAUAAGUGCCAUAUGGUCAAAAUGCUGCUGUCCUGGAAUUUUUAUUUUAAGAAAUGCACAAGUCUACUAUUUACAGAGUAACGGAACUGAAGCAUGCUUGCAGUUACAUUCAAAAACUGUCCUUUAACUUUGGAUUCAUGUUUCAUCAUUUUAUAAAUGUGUUUUUUUUCCAGCUUAUGUUGUUAGUCGAAAACCAACACCGAACUUAGAGGAUGCUCUUGAACAAAUUCAGGGAUCCGUUUCAUCCACAAAUUACUAUUUAUUUCCAAACAGAAACUCCAGCAAUACAAGGUAAUACUUAUACUAUAUGUUUUUUUCCAAUUAUUUUUAUAGAAGCACAAGUUAAGUUAUAAGUUGAAUAUCACUUGUUGAUAUUGUAUUCUGCUGGGCUUGAGAUAGUAAGUAAGAUAUCCUGUUAAGUUAAGUUCGUCUGUGAAAUUUUGUUAGUUGGCAAAAAAUAGAUAUCUAUUUUAUGUCUUUGUUUUUGUCUUUCUUUCUAGAUCUAGAGGUACACCUUCAAGUUUGUUUUCAGCAGGAAACGGGACCUGGCAUAAAAAUCAACGUCCAGACUCCACACUGGGGUUUGAAAGACUAGUUCAUGAACAAAAAAUUCCGAAUACGAACCAAUUUGAUAGCAAUCGACUUUACUUCCAGCACAAGCUUGAGGAAGCACAGCGGCUCUUAGAAGAGCACCACCUCAGCAAUCUGCAGGUAACAAAGAAACAUAUUACUUUAUAUUACAACUGAGCAGUCUAGGAUGGAUUUCUAUGAGAUUUUCGGGAAUAUUCCAUAAAGCUUUGGAACCCACUGUCUUCUGAUGUUCUCCUUUUUAAUUUAAGAUAAAUUAUGCAUUUGUUGCUUUGGUAGCUCUUGUAUGUUAACUUGAGCUUGCCAUUACAGAUUGACUUUUAAAAAGAUUGCUUUUACUUCUCUAAAAACAUCAGAUCAACCAGUAAAUGGUGCUGAUAUUAUAAAUAAAUCAAUCAUGGAUAUAGCGAUACAUGUAAACAAAAAUGUAUUACCAAAGUACAAUCCACAGGCUUCAGAGAGUAGGUGCUCAGCAGUCAAGAUUAUUGGUGCUUACAGGACACAACAAGACAUUGUUUCAGCUUACCCGGCCUUAAUCAUGCAAAACUAACAUAAAAUGAUAAGAAGUAUAAAUAUCUGGAAAAAUGUAUUACCUCUAUCGAGACACAGAAUACUUUAUCUCACGUGUUUACACAACAACUAAGAAAGACACCCAGAUUCAUAUUCUUUUUCUCUGUCACUUAACUCCUAAGAUGAUUCACUAAAGUGUGAAUUGUUUGGAAUUUAACAUGAAGUUCACAUUUUAGGCCAGAAUAUCUAAACUGAAAGUAUAGCUCAAUGGAGGAUGUUUUUCCAGUGUGGCUAAUAUAACCUACUACUUGAAAUGCACAUUUAAUUUUUAAGCUUGUGACAAUUCACACUAUAAUAAACCACCCUUAAAUAUGUAAAUGUUUGACUUUUGAGUUGGUUAUACUAAUCUGUUUUAGGUCACAGUUAAUAUACAUACAUUAAAAGUCUGUACCAGUGGUUGAACUGUGUUUCUGGGCUUUUUCAUCACCUGUUGUAUAAAUGUAACACAUCUAUUCUUUGUUUUGUUUGCUUCUUCCUUUGCCACCGAACAUCUACUAGAUGUAGAAAACAUUAGCGCAUACUAGCCAAAAGGAAAGGCUCAGCUGACAUUUGCUAAUUAACAACCCAAUCAUUGAGGAGCCAGCUAUGACAACGAGCUUAAUGACAACUCCAUUGACCGUUCUGAGACACUUCUCAGCCUAGCCACACCUGCUCUGGCUGAGAUUACCAUUACUGAUGAUCUCUGCAAAUCUAGUGCUUUCCUAUUGGGAUACAAUGGGCGACAAGAGUUCAUGCAUCUCCUUAUGGGAAGCAUUAACUCAAUCUUUGCAAGUCCACAAUCAGAAAGCCCUUCUAGGCAGCAAUGUAAACACUGCAUUUUUUAUUUUAGAAAAUACAGUAUUUACACUACUAAAAUUGCAGGGACAGUCUCUUUGCCUCAGAGCCACUACACUAAGCUGCAGAGGUUCUGGUGCUUAGAGCAUCUCUUUAACACUUACAGAGUUGUUUACUAAACUGCAUAUUCAAAGUCCCAUCAAAGUGAAUUUCAAAUUCAAAGCCAGAGUAGCUGGACUUAAAGCAUAGCUGACUUUGUUCCAGUUUGGCUACUUUGAACUGCUUUUAGAAGUAGUCAUGGUAGUAGAAAUAUGUAUGUGCUGUGUUUUUGCUGAUAGUUGCACUUUUGUGACAGCGGCUAGUUGCACCCACUGCACAUGUGACUUAGGCCUGUUCCUGGCUGCCUAAUGUCAGUUCUGUGCAAAAAAAUACUUCUAAGCUCAUCUUUGUACACUGCAUCCCCUUUAAUCUUAAAAAGCAAUUUUUGUUGUUUUUUUUUUAUUUCCCCAUCCCCUCCCUCUCUGUGUGUAACUCCACUGACUUCCUCACCGGCUCAGAGCCAGUACAAUGGUCCAAUUAAAGGCUUCUCUUGAUUGGACGGCAACUGGGCAGCAGGGGGAGCUUUGUCCUGCGCUGGAUUCCGGGUGCGUCAUUUUCUAUUUUCAGCAUUAUAAGGGGGGAUUAUCAAAAAAGAAAAAUAGUGUACCUACACAGUCUGAAAUAGAAAUCAGAAAUUAUGACUGACUGUCAAAUCUCAGAGAUACUACAGGGAGUGCAGAAUUAUUAGGCAAGUUGUAUUUUUGAGGAUUAAUUUUAUUAUUGAACAACAACCAUGUUCUCAAUGAACCCAAAAAACUCAUUAAUAUCAAAGCUGAAUAUUUUUGGAAGUAGUUUUUAGUUUGUUUUUAGUUUUAGCUAUGUUAGGGGGAUAUCUGUGUGUGCAGGUGACUAUUACUGUGCAUAAUUAUUAGGCAACUUAACAAAAAACAAAUAUAUACCCAUUUCAAUUAUUUAUUAUUACCAGUGAAACCAAUAUAACAUCUCAACAUUCACAAAUAUACAUUUCUGACAUUCAAAAACAAAACAAAACAAAUCAGUGACCAAUAUAGCCACCUUUCUUUGCAAGGACACUCAAAAGCCUGCCAUCCAUGGAUUCUGUCAGUGUUUUGAUCUGUUCACCAUCAACAUUGCGUGCAGCAGCAACCACAGCCUCCCAGACACUGUUCAGAGAGGUGUACUGUUUUCCCUCCUUGUAAAUCUCACAUUUGAUGAUGGACCACAGGUUCUCAAUGGGGUUCAGAUCAGGUGAACAAGGAGGCCAUGUCAUUAGAUUUUCUUCUUUUAUACCCUUUCUUGCCAGCCACGCUGUGGAGUACUUGGACGCGUGUGAUGGAGCAUUGUCCUGCAUGAAAAUCAUGUUUUUCUUGAAGGAUGCAGACUUCUUCCUGUACCACUGCUUGAAGAAGGUGUCUUCCAGGAACUGGCAGUAGGACUGGGAGUUGAGCUUGACUCCAUCCUCAACCCGAAAAGGCCCCACAAGCUCAUCUUUGAUGAUACCAGCCCAAACCAGUACUCCACCUCCACCUUGCUGGCGUCUGAGUCGGACUGGAGCUCUCUGCCCUUUACCAAUCCAGCCACGGGCCCAUCCAUCUGGCCCAUCAAGACUCACUCUCAUUUCAUCAGUCCAUAAAACCUUAGAAAAAUCAGUCUUGAGAUAUUUCUUGGCCCAGUCUUGACGUUUCAGCUUGUGUGUCUUGUUCAGUGGUGGUCGUCUUUCAGCCUUUCUUACCUUGGCCAUGUCUCUGAGUAUUGCACACCUUGUGCUUUUGGGCACUCCAGUGAUGUUGCAGCUCUGAAAUAUUGCUAAACUGGUGGCAAGUGGCAUCGUGGCAGCUGCACGCUUGACUUUUCUCAGUUCAUGGGCAGUUAUUUUGCGCCUUGGUUUUUCCACACGCUUCUUGCGACCCUGUUGACUAUUUUGAAUGAAACGCUUGAUUGUUCGAUGAUCACGCUUCAGAAGCUUUGCAAUUUUAAGAGUGCUGCAUCCCUCUGCAAGAUAUCUCACUAUUUUUGACUUUUCUGAGCCUGUCAAGUCCUUCUUUUGACCCAUUUUGCCAAAGGAAAGGAAGUUGCCUAAUAAUUAUGCACACCUGAUAUAGGGUGUUGAUGUCAUUAGACCACACCCCUUCUCAUUACAGAGAUGCACAUCACCUAAUAUGCUUAAUUGGUAGUAGGCUUUCGAGCCUAUACAGCUUGGAGUAAGACAACAUGCAUAAAGAGGAUGAUGUGGUCAAAAUACUCAUUUGCCUAAUAAUUCUGCACUCCCUGUAGACUAGUUGCUACCAUAGUACUAGAUCAAUAAAAUAAAAAAUAAAAAUUUUUUUUAAUUAUAACAAAUCUUAACAUGUGGUGAAUAUGCUUGUGUACAAACAGUGAACAUAUGAAAGGUAUUAGAAAUCCAUACACUGUUAAAAAUGCCUACUAGUAUUAUGGAUUAAUACAGCAAUGUAAACAAUAAAGCAGGACGGAUUGAGACUACACAGGAAGAUUGGUAAGUAUGGAGUCCUCACAGUGGAGUCAAUCAGUAAUAAACAUAAAUUGCUAAAUGGAGAUUAUAGCAAGAUGGUACUAAAUAGUAUAGAAACACUAUCUAAUCUGCCUAAAGAUAACAGUUCAGCAGGACUGAUUAAGACCACUAAUAUGAAGUCCCAGCAGUGGUGAUUUAGAUAAGCUGCUGAAUGAAGGUAAUGAUAGGAUAGUACUAAUGGUAAAAAAGAAGCUUAAUUUAUCAAGGAGAAUUAAACUUUUAUUAGAAACCUAGAUAUAGUUAUAGAAUUCCUAUAGUCAAAACUGUCUAUUCGUCACUAGGUAUAUAUGUCUAUAUGUCCACUUAUAACUCACAGAAUACCAUAUACGUAUCAAUCUGUAACAGGCAGAGAAGUCAUCUGGGGGGGGCGGGUUGAAGUUGCUAAUGGGUUCCAUAGCUGGAUCUCUAAGUACUCAGUGUAUAGAAUUCUGUUAGUGCUAACUCUUCAAGAUAUAAACGGAGACUUGUCAGGAUGCUGAUAGCUGCACAAUCAACUAGCUAUACUAUACCAGCAUCCCCCCCCCCCCAAAGUGGGAUAUACAGGUGAUACUCGAAAAAUUAGAAUAUCGUGCAAAAGUUCAUUUAUUUCAGUAAUGCAACGUAAAAGGGGAAACUAAUAUAUGAGAUGGACGCAUUACAUGCAACGCAAGCCGUGAUUUGUCAUAAGUGCGAUGAUUAUGGCUUACAGCUCAUGAAAACCCACAAUCUCAGUAAAUUAGAAUAUUACAUGCAAUCAGUAAAACAAGGAGUGUACAUAGAACAAUAUCGGACCUCUGAAAAGUAUAAGCAUGCAUAUGGACUCAGUACUUGGUUUGUACCCCUUUUGCAGAAAUUACUGCCUCAAUGUGGCGUGGCAUGGAAGCUAUCAGCCUGUGGCACUGCUGAGGUGUUAUGGAAGACCAAGAUGCUUCAAUAUCGGCCUUCAGCUCUUCUGCAUUGUUCGGUCUCAUAAAUAAAUGAACUUUUGCAUGAUAUUCUAACUUUUCGAGUAUCACCUGUAGAUACUUAUCACUAAAUUAGUCCCCAAUCAUCAUGAAAUGGGAUCCAAAGGUAGAGAUCUUGUACUGCGAAAAAAUUUAAAUAGGGAACAGGGAGAGAAAAAUGAACAUAUCCCCCCUAACCAUCCAAGGUAAAUCAAGCAACAAUCCCCCUCCCAAAAAAAGCAUAACUUCAGAACAAGUGGUUAUUUACCUUGCAGCCUUUCGAGACACAGGGAUCCUGAGACAGGAAGAGUUCCGAUGAUUGCUAAGCUGUGGGAGUAAUCACAUUCUGAUGGUAAACAGAGUCUGACAGAACACUGGGCAUGGACAGGUGCAAGAUACACCUUCCCAUGUGAUGUGAAGAGCUAAGGACGUCAUAUCCUGGCGGACAGCACUCUGUGCAGGGAGGAUAGAAAAGUCAUGGGGACAUUCUGCAGACUGAGUUCAAGAUUAAGGCUACUGGUAAUGUUAAACAUGGAAUGGGGCUGUACAGUAUAUGUUAUUACCACUGUGUUAACCAGUCAAAAUAUAUAUCUGUGUUUGUGUGUGUCCCAACGCUUAUCCCAUGAGGACAGUUUUGCCAUGUCUUACUACAAGAUGGUUACUUUUCUCCUGUGCAUUGUUCCAUUUUGUUACAUGUGUGUGUGUUUUUGUAUAUCUUGUUUUGUAAAAUUAAUGCACUAUAAAAUAAAAAAUAAAAAAAGUAAUUGUAUAUAAAUGUUCUAAAAUGAAUAAAAAUAUUUCAUUUUUGUAUUUCAGAAUUUCCACCAGGAAGUAAACCAACUUGCACGUUCUAAGAGCUUGGACAGUUUAGACAGUCUCGAAGAAGAACUUGAUGAAAAAGACCAAAGGAAUGUACUAGAAGAUUUCAUUUGUGAAAAUGGAUACAAAGAAAUCUCUCCUUACAGUAUAAAUAAUUCUGAUCCAGAAACAAAACAUUGCACUGUUAAUGAAAAUACUAGUUAUUUGAAUGAUAAAAAUUUGUUGUUUGAUCAGAUGCCUACUGCCAAGUAUUUACAUAGCAGAGACCAAGCAAUUAUGCUUGCUCGUACAACUGAGCAACAAGGAACAAACAAUUUUAUCCAGAAUGAAAUUACACAUACUGAAAAUGCUCUGGUCACCCAAAAUCAAGAAAAUGCCCAAAAGUUUAUUUUUGAUCACAAAAUAAGAAAUUAUGAUUUGGGCAGUGGAGAGAAAAGAACUUCUCAUUUUGUGGUUGUACCUAGCAAAGCUUGGGCCACUCCUGACCCAGCCUCAGGAGAUGCCAGUCAAGGCUCUGUACCACAUGAAAACAAAGAAACAAUAAAACACCAAGGAGUAUCAUUUAAACCUACAGUGACUCAGCCCUUGGCAACACCAGUAGUCGUUCCACUUGUGGAAUGGGAACGUUCUGCUUCUAAAUGUCAUGAUGGAGUAGGCACCUAUGUAAAAAAGGAUAUCAACGUUGUGCUUUCAGAUGCUAGAACAAAUAAUUUGACUGCUACGAACAAUGCAGAUUUUAUUUCCAUGAAUAAUAAGCGGACGGAGUACCUAGACAGUAAAAAUCAGGAGCUACUGGUGCAUGAAGAUCCAUCUUUUAUGUCCUCUGUCAAUAAAGAUUUUGGUGUACUACAUGAUCAAAGUCCUUCUUCUUCAAGUACCUCAGUUACUCCCACUGAUCCUGAGCCUGGAUUCAUUGGACAGUAUAGAAAGACUAGAAAUAAUGCUUCUGGGAAGGAUGGAAACAGAUUACUGAAGAGUAUUUUAAAAAAGGGCUCUAAAUAUGAAAAUGGGUACAUAAGAGGUAUGGGUUUUAGCAAAGUGUUGCAUCUUGGGGAUAAGAGUAACCUCGGUGUCAGAGACAGUGUUGAACUAACCAAAGAAAAAGAAAAUAAAAAAAUAAUCUGUAAAAAACUUAGAUGGUUAGACGAAAUUGAUAAAAUGAUGGAUGGAAAAGAUGCUGUGGUUGUUAACAAACGUGUAUCUGGUGUAGAAAAAGCUAUGUCUGAGAAUCUUUCUAGUACAAGUCAUCAAGGAUGUGCCUUCUCAAAUACUAAUUUAUUACCUGAAAGAACAGAACCUUUAAGUGUGCCACAGAGUUCUGUGUUUUCUACGGGUUACCAUUUCACUAAACAAGCUUGGGUAACCUCAAAAGGAGUAGAGAGUAACUCUUCAGAGCAUAACAGUAGAAAUUUACCUAAGGCAAAGACUAAAUUAGUAAAGAGACCAAAAUCUGCUAAAAAUCAAUACACUGUUACACACAGAAAUAGAAAGGGCACCAUUAUACGACCACAAUCGGCCACAGAGGCAAGUAAGAUUUUAAAGUCUCAGGGAAAAGUUAUGAUGCCACAUCCUCCACCGAGACCAGCAUUAGAAAACAACAGUGGUCAAAAUGCAACAGAUGCCAAGAUGCAAUACGUAAAUAAUAAUAAUUACCAGUUUAAUAACUCUAGCAAUAGCAGUCAUAUAACUGCCAAGGACACAGGCUCAAAUCAAAGCUUAGUACGUGCCUCCAGCAAUUUGAUGACAAACCAAAACUGCAAUUCAUCAGAACCAGCGAUAAAAUCAGUGCUGGCUUUAAAUAAUGACCGGCCUUUGGCUGUGCAAGAACCUUCAUCAGGCCCCACCAAAAGAUAUCCAAUUUAUGGUGAAAAUGGACUGCGCUUGGACCAUACACCAACCGAUGAAGAAAUUGCUCUUCUAUGGCAAGGAGUCCGAAGUGCCUUAAAUCACAAAAAUGCAGGUACGUGCAGGCUUAUACAACCCAAAGGUCUAUGUCAAGGAAAAAUGUACUUACAAUAUGUGUAUUGUCACAUUUUCCCAUGGGAUAUAUCUUAACACAUGUACAUCUAUUUUUUUUACAUAUCUUCUUUGUCAUUGUAAAGGUAAUUGAAAUCGUUUUUUCACUGACUUAACAGUGACAUUUAUUCACAAAUUGUAUUGAGCUGACACCCAUUUUUAGAAUAUGGAUUGUGCAGACUAAUGAAUGAUAAAAUUUCUUAUAAUAUGCUUAGCGUUUAAGUGAUUUUUUAAAUAAGGAAUAGUUAAUUACAUAUAUAAAUGUAUGCAUAUAGUAGAGGACCCAAGAAUGCGGAAUACACCAAAAAAUACCACCCGGAGAGGUGAGUGUGUGUAUAUAUAUAUAUAUAUAUAUAUAUAUAUACAAUUCUUGUGCUUUUGUAUGCUCUUGUAUUUGCAAGCUAUUGUACAUAUAUUCGUAUGCAUACAUGGUUUUGAAUUAGGAGUCGCCCUACCUCCUGACCAUAGGACCACAAUCUCAAAUGAUUGAUGGAACUAAUACGGUCUGUAUGGUUCCUCAUUCCUUGCUGUACCAGGUAGUAUACACAUGCUUCUAAAGUAUCUGAAUGGUUUAAAUCUGUUAAUAUGAAAGGUAAACCUGUAGAUAGAUAAUAUAUCCCAGUAUCCCAGUAAGUAAUACCAAUAGUAAUAAGUACUCUAACACCUUAGUGAGUUUUCCCUUAAAACCUCACAGCAAAUAGCAAUAUACAUACAAUUUAAGGCAGAGUAUUUUCCUUGUUUGUUAUAAAGCUGGAAUGGUUCCUGGACCAAUAGGUUCUAGGAAUAAAAUAUAAACAGACAGAUAAUAGUGCAGUAUAGCCAAUAUAAAUAGUAACGUGCUAUAAAUGGAUGAAAUGCCACUCACAAAUGCAGAGCCAUGAAAAUUGGCUCAGAUUUCCAGCUUUGUGGGAUAUAGAGGUACCCACUCCCUUCUUUGUGCUGAUUGAUGAACUCAAGCAGAAUAGAUGUAUUUAAAGAUCAGUUGAAAUAGAAAGUGCUUUAUUAGUAAAGUGCACAAUAUGAUUAAAAAUUAUAAAGAAUAAAAUGAAAACCUUACAAUUCUGAAGGCAAAGUCCUUUGUAUAAAGUCCUUAUAAAGUGCAAAAUGCAUUUCACCUCAGUUGCUGCUUCGUCCUGUUCAAGAGUUCUUUUUAUGUAUGAUUCUUAAUUGGCAGUCGUUUUUCCCCUUCUAUUUUCGGCCAUCAUUUUUACUUCCGCUUUUUUGCGUUCCAACCGUGGAGCGCAUACGUCACGUGGUAUUUGUCGGAACACACCCUUGCGUUCCAAAGCCGUUUUCACGAUCUUUUAAAAAAGAUCUCCGCCUUGAAUUGUAUGUGUAAACCUGUAGAUAGAACUGCUUAGUCUCCCCAGACCUCGUAUUACCUUGUUUAAGUCCCCUUUCACUUUUGUUUCUUGUCCUUUCCUGCAUUUUAGUCUCUCAUCAAUACUUGCAUUUGUCUUCCAUGUAAAGCACUCCACUAACAGGGUUAUUUACUAGAAUGAGAAUUCACAGUGGGUUUCAAAGUUAAUCCCAAGGUAGCUGGAAGCAUAACAGACUUGGAUAUUGUGUCCAGUUCAGCAAUUUUGGCUUCAAGUUUGAAAUUCGCUUUGAUUUCCCCAUAAAUCUCACUUUAGUAAAUAUUCCCUUUCUAUUUUGAGAUCAUUUCAGUUCUAUUCUGUUUGUUUAUUUUAUUUCGUCUUUCUAUGUGGAGUAUUGCUUCAAUGCCUCUGAAAUGCUUUUUGUGCACGAAUAUCACACCUACACAUGGCCUGAUGGUGAUGUUUUGGCACAUGUGCCUGGGCCUUUGGGGCUGAUUGCUAACAUUCUGUGUAUAAGUGCCCAUUAUUAACCAGCACUUACAUUUACUAUAAUCUGUACAAAAGCCUAUAAUAUAAUAUAUAAUAUUUGUACGUGCUUUUUUAUGACUGGUUUUAUGUGUUUACACAUUUUUUUGUAUAGAUACUUGAAUGUUUAUACUCUUGUCAAAGCUUUCUCAAGGUGACGUUCCAAAAAGAGCAGUGUUUGCAAUAUUCAACUGGAACUAUAGAUUUUUCAUUUAGUAGAUGGCGACUGACCUGUGUUUCAUUGAUGUACUUGUGUUCUGGUUUUAUCAGCACUACCAGCAGUCGUUGGUGUAGGUGAUGUCUUUGAAGGAUGAGAUGUUUUGUGACAUAGUUGGCGGUGGGUUGUGUUUAUGUGGCUGCACUUGAAUAAAUAUUGUUCUAGUAUAAUUAUGCCCCACAUUAUAGUUGAAUUCAGCUAUCUCCUGUUGUACCUGGCACCAUUUACUCUUUUGCUAAGACUCUUGUUGGUGUAAACUUGCUUUUGGCUUCCUCCACUUCUGUAUAUGAUCUGCAUUUACUUGAGAUGUGAAUUGUACAUGUAUGGUGUAUGUAUGUAAAAUGUGACACUCUAUUUAUAAAAUAAAUAAUAUAAAACUUUGCAAAUGUCCGUAUAGUCUACAUGACCCUUCUUCUAAUAAUACCAACCUGGACCUCAUGCUCAACAUGUCCUGUAAAUAUUUUACCAGACAUGGUCUCUCUCCCCGUUCUGUGCCUGUAGAUGUAUUUCCCUGUCCUUUAAUAAAUUUCUGUUUCUCAGGUAAGACAUUUACAGUAAUGGUGAUAGUGAUGUUAUUUAUUUUGGGUUUCCUUUUCAGGGGAUUUCCGUUCUGGCGAACUGGCGUCUAACUUGAACUCUUUGCGGCCUAACCUGUCACAUGUUCUUAUUGAUGGAGGAACUCUGCUGACUAACUGGAAGUCAUUUUCUAGAAUGAAUGGGGCCUUCUCACCUGCCAACAAUGGUAAGUAUUUAACGAUUUGUGGUGAAUAAUAUGAGACUAAUGUUAUUGCCAUCUAAAAAGGUAAGAAUAAUGCUGCGGAUCCAAAAUCAAAUAAAACAUGGAUGUCACAAUCGAAAAAAUCCAUGUGAGCAAAGUUUCAGUGGAUAGAAUAGACUGGUUACUGGAGAGGAACAUGUUUUAAGGACAUUUCAAAAUGACUCAAUGAUUGAUGGAGCUAAAUAUUUUCAAUUUAAAGUCAUCCAGGCCACAUUUCAGUGUCAUGGUAAAACACUGCCAUUUUGCAGAAAUGGUAAUGUUUACUUUAACCCCUUAAGGACACAUGACAUGUGUGACAUGUCAUGAUUCCCUUUUAUUCCAGAAGUUUGGUCCUUAAGGGGUUAAUGGGUUAAACCUCCAGUGAUUGUUACACUGACCGCCACUGGAAGUGCUUCUAUGACACUGACAGGGGAAAACCUGGUUAUAUGAUGUGGAAGCCCCGAUAGGAAAGCAUUGAUUCAAUGUUUUUUUGUGGGAAAAGCUUGUUUCUUUGUGAGGAGCAUUAGAUUAAACCACGCUGGAGGAAGCCAUGCCUUCUUUAUAACGUUUAUGUGAGAGGACAUAUAAGCAGCACUGAGGGAGGCUUGGCGCUGGAAAAGGAAAAAGCCUAAUUUUAUUAUUUUUGUGUGACACGGGGAGGGUGGGAUCUAUCUAACAAAGGACAUGGACACUAAAGCUUUAGUGUUCCUUUAAAUCACGUGUUAAAUCCAAUUUAAAAAGACCAAAUAUUAAAAGUACUCUUCAAUUCCCUGAAGCAAUUCAGCUUCCUAAAGUGCUUUAGGGGUUAAUUAAAUGUCUUCUUUUUUAGCACUUCUAUAAAUCCCCCUUGGAUUUAAUAUUUCAAAGAAUACAUGAGUGCUUCUCAGACAGAAACAUUGGUUUCAAUGCUUCUCUAUAAGAAGCAUUUUUUGGCAAAUCAUAGAUAUUUUGGGGGAACGAAAAGCCUUGGACAGUAUAAAACACCCCUUAUCUUGCAAUAUGCCACACAGAGUCCUAAAUAUUAGUAUAAAAGCAAAACUACACAAUUAUACAAAUAAUACUGGUUAUAUAGCCUGCUUAUAGGUUUUGUAAGGCAUUGCUUGCAGCACAGCUUACUGAAAAUGGCAACAUAAUGUGAGUAAUGUCUGCAUUUGAACAUUAUGCCCACAUAUAAUAAGUAAAGUUGAAUCAUAUAUUUCUAAAAAUAAAGUUAGUUAAAAAGUGCAGUUACAAUCUUCUGAAUGUCUUUUUCUGAAUCAUCUUAUGUCUGAAAUGUUAAUGUUAAGGUAGUGUUAAUGGCUUAUUCACUUGAACACCCUCCAGGAAUGGUAUCACCCAUUGAAACCUUCUUUACUGUUUGGAAGGGUGGGGGUAGCUGUUGUUUUCAACACAUUUGCAGACACUGGAUUAGUGAAAUGGGUGUUUUGCAGAGGAAAUAGUUUCUCAACAAGCUGGUGAUCAUUCCUGGGUUGUAUAUAAAUGUGAGUGAGACUGUAUGGACUAAAUUUCAUUUUGAAAAGUAAAUGAAAGUAAAAAUGUUUAUUAUUUCUUUUGGGAGUGAAGAGGUUAUGCUCAGAAACUGACAUUAAAAGGGAGAGAAGGUAAGGGAUGAAAUGGAGAAUAUUGCAUAGACCUAAAGGAUUAAUAUAUAUUAGAUGGCAUCAUACUUGCUCAGUAUUGUUAACCCCUUAAGGACACAUGAUAUGUGUGACAUGUCAUGAUUCCCUUUUAUUCCAGAAGUUUGGUCCUUAAGGGGUUAAAGAACAUGCAUCCGAUAUAUUUACUGCUGCUUUAAAAGAAAUUCCCAGAAUUGCAUAUAAACUAUUCCUAGCCUUUAUAAAAUGUAUUUUCCUUCAGUCUUUGUACGAAUGCUUGUUCCUUUGGGGAAACACUAAAUGGAAUGUUAUUGAUGAUGUCUGAGCACCUUCACAGCAUUUCAAUCGCGCAAUGACUGUUCCAAAGUAAAAAAAAAAUUUCCAUGAAAGCAGUUAAACAUUUCUGCUUAAUUUAAAUUGGAGACUGAAAUCAUGAUCUGACAGAAGAGUAAAUAAGUAUUUCUAAAGUACAAAUUAAUUGUAUUUGUGUUAUGUCUUCCAAUAAACUUUAUUUUUAUCCCUUUUUAAGGUUAUAUUACACUUGCAAGACGGAAACAGAUUGCAGACAGCAGUGAAAAUAAACGCAGAGCCCUGCUGGAGCAAAGAAAAGGCAGAGCAAACUCUGCAGGAUUGAGAAAUCAUCAUGUGCAGGUAUUACUUACAGAGAUUGAAGGGGAACCUUAGAGGGAUACAAACUUGUAUUCCUGACACUAUAGUUUUAAAGGCGCCGUUUGUUUCCGGCCUUCCUUGCUUCCCUUUAGAAAGGUGUUGAAACUUUUCUUUUGCCUCACUGGUCUCGCCUCGGCCGGUUCCAUUCUCCCAUGGCUGAAAUCAUCAAAUUUGACGACCUCAGACAAUCCUUUCCCGUUGGAAAGCAUUGGAAGGCUAUUUGACAUGCGUGGCAAAAUGCGCUCUGCGCCAAUCAGCAUCUCCUCAUAGUGAUACAUUGACUCAAUGCAUCUCUAUGGGGAGCAUUCAGCAUUGAGACCGUGAACGUUGUUGCUGUAUUAACCCAGGAAGCCUGCAGGGACAGGCUAUGGACACCAGAACCAUUACAUUAAGGUGUAGUUAUUCUGGUGACUAUAGUGUCCCUUUAACUUACCAGUAUUUUUAAUAUAAUGUUUUCUUAUCCACUAUAUUUAACAAAUGUGUUGGUAAGGUGUGAAAUUUAAUUGUAGAAAUUCACACGUAUGCAUUUUCUUAUGUCCUAUAUCUGAGUGCCUCCAUCUUGGCUCCCUGUCAAUCAUUGCAUAUGCUCUGCCCCUAGCACCCGUGAAUUUACAUGGGAAGAAGAGGAGAAAUAGAUACAAUGUUUCUUUUUCUCUUAGUCUGAUACAUUGUGUACCCUGGUUGUGCCACAGAAUGCACUGGAAAGAAAACAUAGCAUAGUGCAUCAUGUGAAAAAUUUUAUCACAAGGUGAUGUGUAAUACUUUGUUUAAAGGAAAACUCUAACUUUAAAAAUAUUAUUUAUUUUUAUAGUUAGAUGUGUUCCUUACUGUGUUUAGAUUCAGGAUCUCCCUUUUGUUUAAAACAAAAUUAAAUAAGUUCAUUAAAAUAUUUUAAAAAAAUAAAUAAGUGUAAUCCAGCGCCAGGACAGUCACCUGUCCUGUGAGAUCUGUCUCUAAGCAGAUACUUCUCGAGGAGAAGCACUGUGGCCAUAAGGCACAUGUUGGGAAUCACUGCUCCGAUGCUUCUCAUGCUUUACGUUGGCGGCGUUUCACAUCGUCCUGCACAGCAACCGUGAAGACCUUUAAAAAUAGAAGGUCCCAAGGAUGAAGAACCUCUAGUGGCUGGUUGUCUAACGGCACCUAGAGGUGUAUAUUAAAGGAAAAAUGUAUACCAUGCAGUUUAAUCAGAAAUGGCUAAACAUAAGGAACAGACCAUAAGAUUUGGUGGUUUGGGUUCUUAAAGUGUCACUUUAAUGGUGUACUUUCCACAUGAGGGACAGUUCCUAUUGAAGUAUUGGGCGACCUCGCUUUCUUCCAUAUUCGUUUGUCAUCUGUUAAGCCCCUUAUACUUCUGCAGAACUGUAUCAAACUAAUUAAAACAGCUGAUAUUGUUUGUUUUUUUAACAUAUGAGCAGGUAAAACACUAAUUUCUACAUUUGCCUGGUGCUAAAUCUCAGUCACUUCCAUGCUUGUCCUUCAUUAUAUCGUGGGCCAUGAUUUGUUGGUUGUAUUUUGCUGGUUUGCAGGCCCAUGUGCUUAGAACAUAUUAUGCCAAGCAAGUUUUCCAGAAUGUUAUGUUUUUAUGGUCUGUCUUGUUAUGCCAAAUGGAACACUUCGAAAUCUUGACUAUAAUUUGCCUAGAGUAAUAUGUCUGCAUAGUCUCUCUGCUUGUGGCCUUGAGCUUGACACAUUACGUCCCUACUCGAGUGAUAGUGUGAUAUGUCAGUAUAGAUUGUUUUGUUAAGACCAUGUGCUACUCACUGUUUUCGUUCUGGAUACUGACACAAUUUUUGUAAUAUGUCCGUAUAGUCUGUUUUGUUAUAGCCAUGCAAAUAAUACUUAGACCGUGAUUCGGUUAGUGUAGAGGCCAUGUUUUUGCACUUACUUCAUGCUAGACAAGGCUUGUUUUAAUGUGCAAUAUGUGUAUAAAUUAUCACAUUAGCGUCUUUCCAGAACUCAGUGAUUACUCUUUUGACCGGUUGCAGGGAUGCAAGCACGGUACUUACUCUACAUAUGCCUCAAUGCUAAUGCAACAUUAUUAUUUCAUUAUUGUUAGAAGGAUCGUGGGAUGUGUAUCCCAUUUCUGAUUCUGCAUUUGAGUACAGAGAACAUUGAGAGGUGUGUAUUACAUUGUAAAUCCUAAGAAUAAUAUUCCAAUAUGUGAUUGGUAAAAAAAAGUGAAGAAAUAUGUUGAAGGACCUACUUUGUGUGACACGAACAUGGAAUGUCUGCACCUUGACCCUUACUUUGUAAUCACUGGCUGUACGCACAGUGUUAUAUGAAAUGCGGAAAGUAGAAUUAGCAUGGGCUAAAUACAGCUGGGUAUGCUGCAUUAAUCAACAGUGUUUACUCAAAGCUGAAAUAUGUUGGCUAAUCAGAACUCUGUUUUCAUCAUCGUGUAAACAAGGCAAAAGAUGAACUAAAAAGAGAUUAGAAAGGCCUUUUGCAUCCAGCAUGACCUCAUCCCUCUCCAGAUGUCUAGAAGUAGGUUACGCAACAUUCCGUAUACACUAACGUAACCUGACUUUUCAAUGGUUUUGAAGAUGCUGGCUGAGGUAGUGUCAGUGGUCUCAGUCUGCUUUAUGUAUUUCGUUUUCUCUGCUCCUAUUGAAUGCAUGCUCCUGUUAUCUCAAAGUGCAUUCCAUUCCACUGUUUCUGUCGUGAUAUACAGCACGGAUAUAAUGUAGACAGUUUUUACCUAGAAAAAUGACAUGGCACUUUUUUUAAUUUUAUUAUGUUUAUUUUUUUUAAAGAAAUAUUUUGAAAAAUAAAUAUAUAAAAGCUUACCAAGUUUUCAUUUAGCCUUGGAUGUCCAAGAUAAGGAGAUAUCCGUUCUUCCCUUUCUCUAAUUGUAUAAAUAUUUUUCCAAAGAGCAAGACUGCACUAGCAUGUACAAUAUAAAUUCAUGUGACAUAUAUAUUUACUUUAUAUCAAACAGAACCCGCAUACCCUGAAGAUAAAUCCAUUUCCGAGCACUCAUGAGCCAUUCCAAGCCUAUAACACCCCACGUUUCAAUGAAGGUAUGUAUGGUGUUUUCUUAAAUUAUUUUGUAGAACUAAACAUUUUUUGAAAUGGUUUAUCAAAACGUGUCUAUUGUAAUAGUUUUUUUUCAAGAUUUUCCUUGUUUUAACCCCUUAAGGACCAAACUUCUGGAAUAAAAGGGAAUCAUGACAUAUCACACAUGUCAUGUGUCCUUAAGGGGUUGAAGGUUUUUUUGUGCAAAUGUAGACUGUUUUAGUUGUAUUGUGUGUGUGUGUGUGUGUAUAUAUGUGUACUAUUAUUAUUAUUAUUAUUAUUAUUAUUAUUAUUAUAUAGUAAACAUUGGAAACUGAUUAGUAUUCUGACACAAGGCAUUAGGCUUUAGCUGGACUUCAUAUGAUCAUUUAUUCUAAGAAGGUUCAUUAGAAUAGCUUCUUCUUUUAUUAACUAUUAACCUUUUCUAUCAACUUUUAAAAUGGGGCACAUAACCAAAAUUAAUAAUUAAAAUUUUUUAAAAAAAUUUAGCAUAAAAAAAGAACAAAGCUUUUUUUAAAAUUCGACUUUAAAAAAGAAAAAAAAUGUUAAAGGGACACGAUAGUCACCAGAACAACUACAGCUUAAUGUAGUUGUUCUGGUGAGUAUAAUCAUUGCCUUCAGGCGUUUUAAUGCAAACACUGCCUUUUCAGGAAAAAGGCAGUGUUUACAUUGCCCCUAGCGACACCUCCAAGUGGCCACUCCUCAGAUGUAAAUUCUGCAAAUUCAGCUUAUGAUGAAGAAACUUUUAAUAGGACACUUGAGUACACCGGAAAGCUUUGACAUUUUGUAUUCUUUAUUAUAUUGAUCUCACUUGAAAGCACCUGGUAGGGCUUGAUUCAAUUACAUGUGAUCUAUGAAACAUAGUGACUUUGACAUUGCAAAGAAUAUAGUUUGUCUACUUCUUUGUUGCACAAUACCUUACUUCUGUGUGUAUCCAAUUCUUAAAUGAGUUUCAGAUCAUGAAGUCUUUUAACUGUUGCUGCCAUUUUUAUAUAGUUGCCAAUCUAGUUUUUGUUAAUAUUCAUUGGUGACUUGGGGAAUCACAGUUUUGGGGUUUUGCAGUAUACACUAAAAUUGUUACAUAAAUGAAUUCCAUUUGCCAGUCAUGUUGGCUCUGAGUCAGGUAUCCAGAAGAUUAAAAUUAUUAGAAAGCGUUAGUAAAUAGUUUAAUUCCCAUGAAAAGCAAUACAAUUGCUUGAUAAUCUAUGUUUGAUCAUGUUAUUCUCCUACAGAAGUAAUUGUAUUAGAUACAACCUGACAUUAUGUAUAUUGAUACAGCAGCAGGUAAGUAUGUCUAGGCCAUAUCAUUUGAAAAACUCCUAAUGGUUCACUUGACAUAGAUGUUAUAUAGCUUUGGUAGAAAUAUAGUUUAAUUUAUAUUGUGUGUGUGUGUGUGUGUGAUUCCUGCUUUAUAUUGUGUAAUGUUCAGUCUUUGAUCAAGAACACUAUCCUUAUACGUAGUAUAUGUAGGUGCUUUCAUUGUCUUUAUGUUAUUGGAACUGUGUACUUAUGCUACAUCAUUAUACCUCUAAUUGUAACCACAAGAAUUUGCUUAUAGCUGGUAUUCGUGCACUUAUGUGAUCAUCGAAGUCAACCAUUUUCUCUGAAAAGGCUUUGUAACCUACAUCCAUUAUUUUAAAAUGGAAUAUUUUCGGAUGCCAUACAGAUUUUAAAAUGAUCUUCAUCUGUGGUGCCCAGGCUCCACCCCCUUUCCAUCUAACAUUAUAUAGGGAAGCACUGCAUUGCAUUGCAAUAGUCUAAAUAUUGUGUAUGUAGUGAUCACACACAGCUUGCUCACGCCUUUCAAAACAAUCAGCAGCAAAGUUCAGACAAACCGUGAUUGCACUUGAAUUUACAACACUGGUUUGCCCAUAUCCAUUCAAUUCUUGUGGUCCUCUUACAUUUUCUCUAUACAUUGCCUACAAAUGUACAGAUGAAAAUUUACCUGAGCUGUGAGACCAAAUGCACUCUUCCAAAAUGAUAUAUCCCACAAUUUCUGGCGUACAGCAUUAUAUUGGGCAUUGCGAACUGAAUGGAGCACACAUAAUCUUGCAUACUAACUACAUUUGUCACAAUUAAUGUUUCUUACAACAUGAAACUAUAAUAUAACGAUAACAUUCAGCUACAUGUUUGCAAUUUGCGUGCUGAAUUAUGUAUAAAAUGCCACUGUACUGAUACAGGACACACACAAAAUAUAUUUCAUGGCCCUCAAAAUGAUUAAAGAAAUUGUCUUUCAGUGAAAUCAUAGCAAUACUGAAAUAAAUAUAUUUGUUAUCUUCAAUCAACUUAUUGAUUAAUACGUGGUUUGUUCCUUUACUGGAUAUAUUUAUGACCAUUAACUGUUCCCUGAGUGAUGCAGAAAUAUUUUUGACCGUAUUGACAACACAAACAUGUUAAAUAUUUAGUUUUAUGAAAACCAAAUAAACAACAUGACUGAAAUGCUCGUAUCACAGAAAUAUACCACCUGUCCACUAGUUUAAUAGUUAUUUGUUAGCUCGUAGAACUGAUUACGUGCGGUUUGUUUAGAUUUUAGUAACAUUGUGAUCUCUUUAGUUUCAGAUAGCACAGCUCAGUUUAUGGUGGCUGAGAAUCUAGUGGAAACAUCUGCUACGGAUGGAGAAAUUCUAGCUGCCAUGCAAGCAAUCCCUACCAAGCAAAAUGUUCUGAAUCACAAAGCUCACACCAUAGGGCCCAGUGCGUUAUCUCUGGAGGAACAGAAACUUCUUCAGUCACUGGAUCGGCUAAAUCAAAGGCUGCAGAGUAAGUACAAUGCCAUCUUGUCUGCUCAUGCCCAGCCCAUCUAGCCACUGCAAAGUACUUAUAUGUCUGAUUACCAAGGACGAAUCCUGGAGCACUAUCUGAAAUCCAGUCUGUUGGAUUUAUAAGGAUUGAUAAAGGGAAACAAUGGAAACAGUGAGAAGACAUGAAACAAUGUUAUUCUUAAAAAAGUGACUAAACAAAAACUUUUUUUUUUUUUUAAAUAAUAACAAUGCAUUCAUUCCUCUUGAUAACUGGGCUCAGCAGUGAACCCAAGCAGGACCUAUUGGUUAAAGCAUGUCAGGCAAAAUAGGUUGCUACAAAAGUUAAGAAACGGAACUGCACACUUGACAUUGCAGGACUUAGAGUAUACAAUAAAUUAAGGAAUUGCUUCUAAAGAAAAGCUAAAAAUGAAUUUUAUACUCUAUUGAACACAAAAACUAAAAUAAAAGUACAAAAAAAACAUGCAAAAAGUGUAUAGUUAUUGCAAGCGAUAGCUUACACUUCUGAAGCUUUUUAAAGUCAGAACGUCCUUAAGAAAUAAAUCACUGAAAUACACAUAUACAUAUUGAACUUGAGCAAUAAAACUACCUGACGAGAGUAAAGUAUUAUGGUGCCUAAUAAUAUUGCAAUCUAUGCUUAAUACAAAACGGGGUACCCUACUAUUCAAUAUUAAUCAUAUAAUCCAACACAUCCACUAUGCAGCUGUAUAGUCAGAAAUGUUGAAAUAGCAGUCUUACUAAGGACAAUGUAUCUAAAAUGCUAAACAGUAUUGCACCAAGUUCCAAAAGGAGUUACAAUGUAUCUUUACUGGCAGUACAUUCAGACUCCAAACAUGUCUAUAGCUGCAUAGAUAUACCAGUAAAUACUGAGACAAUGCGUAUUCAGAGUGUCUCAGGAUCUAGAGCUGUGGAAAGAUUGCAGAUGCAGAACAAGUUGUGCCUUACAAUAUUGCACUAUGCUUUUAAAUGGACACUAUAGUCACCAGAACGACUUUAGCUUAAUGUAGUUGUUCUGGUGAGUAUAGUCCGUCCCUGCAGGCUUUUUAAUGUAAAUAUUGCUACAUUGUAAACAUUGUAUACAUCGCUACCUAGGGAAACCUCCAGUGGCCGUCACUCAGACGGCCACUAGAGGUGCUUCCGGGGUAGUGCUGCACAGUGCGCAGCUCUGACGUUUAGCGUUACUAUGCUCUGCAUGGAAGUGCUGAACUUUUCCCAUAGAAAUUCAUUGAUUCAAUGCAUUUCUAUGAGGAUAUGCUAAUUGGCUAAAACAGUGUUUGGCUCUGCCCCCAGCCAAAGAGGUGGUACAGGGGCAGGGCCAGCGCAACGGACCCGCACAGUGCUGGAAUAAAAAAACUAUUUUAACUUAUUUAAGGGGUGUAAAGUGAAGUUAGAGACCUAAAUUUUGUUUUUAAUACUGUAGGGUUAAUAACACGUUUGUAUUUAACAGAAUAUCCCAUGUAUAUAACAGAAUAUCCCAGUGACAGAUAUGGUUACAAAGCGCAGUCACUAUGUAGCACUUAUGCAAAUAAGAUGUAAAUACUGUUGAGAGUACUCGGUGAAAUUGCAGAUACAGGAGAAACUGUACAUAGCAAACUUGCAUGUUAUCCUUAAAUGUAGCAGAGUAUCCCUUUAAAUGCGUAGCUUUUAAAUCCAAAAGAGAUAAAAGCUGUUGAAAAGUGCUCAAUGUAAUUGCACCCUUUUACUGUUAUUGUUACUACUCUCCAGCUGUUAUACAGACAUGAUAUGAAUGCUGUUCAAAGUGCUUGGUGAAAUUGCAGAUGCAGAAGAAGUUGUACCUAGCAAUAUUGACUUUACCCUUAAAUGUUGCAGAAUAUCCCUUUAACUGUGUGAAUGCUAAACAGAAAAGAAGCAAGUGCUUUUAAAAGUGCUCAAUAUGAUUGCACUUUGUCCACAGAGAUAGAAGAGGGGUCCUAAUUCAGAUAGUGACUACAGCAGUAAAACUAAAGUGCCACUGGAACCUGUUUGUUUUCCUGGCACUAUAGCUCCCUACAGACAACUUCUAAAGCUGGAGUUAACCCAUAGAGAUAAUUAUUGCAGUUAACUAAAAACUGCAAUAAUUACCUUUGCAGGGUUAAGGGACAUGGGAAUAUACACCCAGACCAAUAUUACACUGAAAUCUUAGAAGAUCGUAAUUAACAGGUAACAAGAAUUCGUGGCCCCUCUCCACACUCAUGUUCACAAACAUUUUUAUGCAUUUGAUAUAUUGGCCCAUUUCAAGAUGUUCAUACAGAAUCCGUAUAAUCGCAUAUGAAUGUCAUUCUCUUCUCUCGGGGUCAGCAUUUGUUUUUCUUCACUUCCUGACAAAACAUGACUUCUUAUCCCCAUCUCACCUACAAACUCACUAGAUUAUACUGCACAUUCUCAACAUUGGGACUAUAGCUGUACACAUGCUGCAGAGAGUCCAAGGUAGAUAAGGCAAUAGAUGAGGUCAAGUGGGUGGUGUAAAUGUGUGCGAUAAAAACAUUUAUUAGUUUUUCAAAUUUACAAGCAUUCAGGGCAAAUUCCAAGAUUGUCUUCAUUUAAAAUUCUAAGAAAAGUUAGCAUUGAGUCGUUCUUUAACGCAAUCUGCUAUCCACAUGGAUACAUUUCUGGGUAAUUCAUUUUAUUAUAUGAGAUGUGUUUUUUCUUGUAACCGAAUUGUAACUUGCUCUGGUUUUAGAUGUGCAAGAUGUUAUUGUCAAACCACCAAUUGCUGCAAAUGGAUUCAAAUCACCACUGGUAAGAGUAAAACAAAUAAGUGAAAAUAGUUUCAUGUUAUUUUUAUAAUCACAACAAAAUCGAAUACACCAUGAAUUCACACCGUUAGUUGUAAUUUAUACUAGUAAAGAAUUUAAAGUGGUCAGAUUUAACAAAGUGUCACAGUUGUGAAUAUCCCAAGCAGGUGGGGCAGGAAGAAACGAGUUAAGGUUAAAAUAGAAAUGAUAGAAUCCAAAAGCAAGGCUGAAAUAGGCGCAUUGGAAUAAACAGACAAUAUAAAUACGCUAUUGGUAAUACUAAGAAACCACAACAGGGCACAAACAUGGGCAUCUGAAGGAUUUAAAUAGGCUGAGGUAAGUCUGGAUAGGUCAGUGUCAUUACUGUGCACAGCUCACACAUAAGAAUAGGAAAAUGAUGUCCAAUCUAAUUGGUACAAAAUAGGAAUCUAUCAGAGACCCUGCGUGGUGUAUAUCAUUGCUAAAUGUCGGAAGACCUGCAAGCCUACAUAUGUCUCUAAACAAUAUUGUUUUCUCAAGACUCGACACUCUGUUUUUACAUGUCAUGUAUUUCUUAUCUGUGAAAACUCAAAAAUUCAGAUUUACAAAAAAAUAAAUAAAAAUAGGAAUCGACGAUAUAAUUUUUCCAGAGCCGAUACUGAUACAGAUUAUUGGUCAUGCUUUGGGCUUGUUGCCGAUAACUGGUACCGAUAUUGUGUACAUUUAAAGUUUUGAAAAUGCAAUACAAUUUCUACACAAAUCUGGCAUUAACUGAACAUGUUGACAGCCAGCACAUUCCUAUCACUCUCAGGCGGCCAGUAUUUGCUGGGAUCAGUGAGAUCCCAGCAUGUACUGUGCUGUUAAUGAUAGGAGUGUGGUUGCCGACCACAAUCACACUCCUAUCACCAUGUCAGUGAGGCCAGUACAUUACACUAGGUAAUUCACUGUAUUGCCUCCCUGCCUUCAGCUGAGCUCCACAUGCAGGGACUCAAGGGGAGGAGUUAUGUGAUAUUGUGAUGUGGUGCCUCUUUGGCUAACGACUGGAGUUUCCAGAUGCAGAAGAUGGCAUGUGGUGACUGGGAGAGGUGAGUAAAUAUCAGUAAAUUUCAAGACCAAUACGGAUUAUCGGAAAAUGUCAAAUAUUGGCUCUAAUAAUCGUCGGAACUGAUAAUCGGUCCAUUACUAGUUUUAAAAGGAUGCAGUGGAGCAGCAACCAUUAUCACAUUGACCAGAAUGGUGGACAGUGUCAGAGAGCCCGGAAUAGCAGACAUGGUAUGCAAGAGCCACAGGUAACAUUACAGUAUGCCAAAAAUUCUGUUUAUAUAAUCAUAAUAGUCUAUAAUCAUAUAUUGGAGUUGCACAUGUGACAAAACAGUACCAAAAUGAAAUCAAGUGCAGUUAUAAAUAUACGAAGACAAGUAUCAUUAAUUAAUUCCGAGAUUUCAGGGAUGAACAUUUCUUUGUUUUUGGUAAACCCUCUCGAGAUGUAGUUCACAAGCAUCUGGAGUGCCAGUGUUCACAUUCAUUAUUAAGAGUCACAUAGAGAAUCAUACAUUGCCAAGUCCAUAGGAGCCCUUAUUCUGUGCACAGGUAGAAUACCACAAAGAUUGCGUAUGUCCCAGGUGUACAUCAUGAUUUAUAUUUUUGUGGGGGCUGAACUGGUGAAUUUCUGUUUUCCAUGCAGUGGCUGUUCAUGUUAUAGUCAGACUCAAGAAUAAAAUCAAGUUUUUAAGUAAGCUGGACUGCUAUGUAAUCCAUAAUGUAUUAACCAGAUAUUUAUCGUAUUGCUUUACAGAAUAUUCAGCAGUUGUCAUCGCAACCUACAGAGAACACCACACAAAUGACUAAAUAUCGCAGUUUCUCUGCUGACCCACGCACACGGCUGCAAAGAAGAUACUGA
Molecule: messenger RNA, 52761 nt
Organism: Pelobates cultripes (western spadefoot toad)
Lineage: Eukaryota; Metazoa; Chordata; Amphibia; Anura; Pelobatidae
Source: the annotation of a GenBank genome assembly